AGAGAACAUGUGCCUGCGCCAUCCAGUGGGUGUGGUGCAGAGCCGUGUACACUGUAACAGCGCAGGAGCAAAGCCUUGGAUACAGAGCAAGGCACACAGAGUCAGACAGAGAGUGUGUACAGCACAGAAUGGCUUCAUCUCAAGGGAAGAGCGACCUGCAAGCUGCAGACUGGAUGGCAACUUUACCAGAACAUAUCCACAGGGUUCCACUCACCUGUUUAGCUAUCCCAGGUAGGUACCACACACUCAGUGCAUUGGAGCAUCUUCUAUUUGCAACUUGAGCGCAGACAAGUAUCUGUGUACACCACACCGGGACUAGCUGACAUCAAGAAAUUACCCAUUUACUGCAACUGACACUAGCUGAAUGUCCAACAUGAAUACAAUGUGUUCUAUCAAAUAGAAUGUUAGAGUGAGCCAUUUCUGUAAUUGGGAUAUUUCAAUACGGGGCAGAAACAAUACAAUGUGUUCUCUAGAACUGAGGUUUUUUUUUCACCCUGUAAAUGUUAGCGUUUCACUGCUCAGCAUAAAUGCAUCAUAUUAUACAGAGUGGUCCAUUUCUGUGAAUGUAUCUUCUUACAUGAAUAGAGUGCUCUAUUUUUCCGUGAAUGGCAAAUCUCACUUUCCAGUGUAAAAACAUUAUGUUGUGUAUAUGAAUGGGUUCUCUCUGGGAUCUGUGAAUAUUGCACUAUUUGUUAUAAAUAUAGUUUGCCAAAGUGGUCAUUUUUCUUUAAAUGAGCUUGUAAAUGCUGUAUUAAAUUUGUCUAUACAUUUUAGCAGUACAAUAUCCAGUAUAAAUAAAUACCCCUAUGCAAUAGUCAAAUACACUGCUUCAUUCAGCAAAUGUCACUAUCACACUUUUCACUCAUACAUUAUUAAUCUGUAGGGAUAUAUACAUUUAUGUCUCUGAUCUUGCAGAAAAUGAAAAUGAUAGUUUUUCUGCUUCCUUGCCUAGCUCUCCAUGUCUUUCUGCCUAAUGCGAGCACAUUGUAACUGAGAUGCUGUAAGACUUGUGUGAGAAGGGCUAUGCCUGUAUCACUGCUGAUAUGGGUUACAUCAGUGCAUACAAUGAUUUUGCUAGGUGACAGCUAAUGGAUGGUGCUUGCUCUUUGUGCUUGUGCCUCAGGGGUUUCUGCUGUACCACUUGUGAAUUUGGUUAGACCACAGAUAAACAUAUGAGGAUACAGCCAUGGGAAGAUCAAACUGAAGAUGUGUUGAGAAGCCACAUGGGGUGAAAGUAGAUUAUGGUAUAUGUCAGUGAUGGACCUUUGGUACUUCAAUGUGACAACCAAAUAUCUUUAAUUUCUCUAUUCAGAAAAUAAUUUCUGAAAAAGGUUAAUGUUAGGGGUGGGAAUACAUUUUCCUGCAUAUUCUAUAAAUGUCUAAUAAUAAUUCUAAAAUUAUGGUUUGAUGAAUUGUAAGAUAAAUUUUUCCAUAUUUUAAAUCAAAACUAAUUUAUUGCAAGGUUUACUGUAGCGCAUUACUCGUUUCUAACAUUGGUUUGAACUCCUAGCUCCCACUCAGGUAAGACAUCCCUGAAGCAUUAAAUAUUCUUCUCGAGCCUCCAUAAAGUGAAGUUCGAUGCAGCGCAUUCUAAGUCAGAGAACAGAGAUAGCCAGCUGGAUCAUGUAGGCUAGAAUUACAGAAAAGAACGCUAAAUCAGUAAGAUUGACAUUAGUCUAGAGAUCUUGCUCACAAUACCAGCAAGUAUUGAUUAUUUCCCUGAAAUAAAUGAAAUCUCUCCUAUAUAUAAAAUCCCACAAAGUACUGACACAAGUCCCCUGAAAUUCAGGAUUACCCCUCCCCAAUUGGAAGCCUGUUCUAUGGUGAUAUGGACAAUAGAUUGCCUCCAGAUUAAUUAAAUGUGAAUCUUUUUUUGCCUGAAGCUAAGUUCUACUUAUAACAUUGUCUGUAACCUUUCGGUUGACGUGUGCAGUAGGCAGUAAGAUGAUAAGUAAACUCUAGGGUAGUCAAGGUUAAAUGACAAAAAGCUGGUUUUAACCUUCGAGUACCAUUUUGAUCCUCUAAAUUCUUGUUUCAUUACAGUAUUUUUAUUGUUAGUUAAAGGGUUAAUAGAUAAUAACAAGCAAACUUGAUUUGGCUAUGAAAAAUGUACAUCCUAAUUCUAAUCUAAAGCACUUUUCAUUUAUGUAUUAUUGUAUUUUAUAAUUAUAGUAUUCAAUUUUUAUAUUACAUUAUAGAUAAUAUGUAAAGAUAUAUACAUAUUUUAUAUUAAAGAGACCUUAUCAAUAAAAAAUAUGGGCUAAUAUUAUUUUAAUUAUGUUGGACUAAGGUUAUGGUUACUCAACACAACCUUAUAAAUCAAUUAUAAAGCUGUCUUAACGCUGAAGUUUAUAGAAAUAUCAAUCUUACCAAAAAAACUCGAGACAAAUGAUUCCUCUGGGAUACAAUCUGUCCCUUUCCACAGAGGUCCUUAGUCACAUUAUCUUUUCAAUCGAAUACAUUAUCCUCUACAUUAUCUUAGAACUUGUUCUAAGCUUGUAUGCACAAACAUAUGUCAAAUGGUCAGACGUGGCUGCAUGAAAAUUUAGGAGAAAGGCUAGUGCAGGCAUAGGCAACCUUCGGCGCUCCAGAUGUUUUGGACCACACCUCCCAUGAUUCUUUGCCAGCACUAUGGGUUUAAUAGCAUUAUAGAGGAUGUAGUCCACAACAUCUGGUUGCCUAUCCCUGGCUCUAGUGGAUGACUGCUCUAAGGGCUCUUACGCUAAAUAUAUCAUAUUUAUUGGCACUGUCAAGCAGCGUGUUGUAGUUAAAAGUAUAUGAACUUUUUCCGUGUUUAAGUAAGCUGUACUGAAGUUGUUUAAACAGAAUAGUAUCCAGUCAUCCCAUCAUUGUUUUGUUUCAAUUAAUGGAAAUUGGCUGUGGUCAAUACUAACCUCAUCAUAUUCAUACUAUUGAAGAGCACUUAGGGGACUGUAGUCCUCUCUAUGUAUCAAUUUAAACCUGCAGUCACUCUGGCAAUUACUCAAUAUUGAUCAAAAAGAGAAUUUUGUAAUGAUCAGUUUUCCUUACAAACAAGGGAAUGAUCAUCCAUGUGGUUAAAUCAUAAUUAAAACUACAACAAUGUAUGGAACGUUGUGGCUCAUUUUAAGUCAACAAAUAAUUUUAUCUGCUCAGUGGGUUUUUGCCCAUUUUGUGGCUUCUGCUCCUGUUGCAAGCUAGCCACCAUGAAUUCCAGUACCAUGGGAAGGUGAUUCUUUGUGAUCUGUUUUGGGACAUUUUGCAAAGGAUGCUGGGUGGGAUCUCCAGGAGCAUGGGUACUCUUUUUGGAUAGCUGGGACCAGAGAGCAGAUCACAGAGUGCCAAAAUUAAUUUUAAAAUAUCUGCUAGGCUAUAGACUAGCAGUUUGGCAGGUGCAAUGUAUAGAUAAAAUUACAUUAAUAAAAUUGAAAUUAUUAUGUUAUGCAUGACAGAGUUCCUUAAAGGAAAUAUUAGAACACCUAUUGUCUUAUUCGGUUAUUCACUUGAGAAUGGAUUGUUAGAAAUUCAAUUCCAAAUUAAUUUUGAAUGAUCAACAAUUCACACUUCAGUCAAUAAUCAUGUAAGUAGUAUGGUUUAAACACUAUACAGACAAAAAUAUUGGGACAUUCCCCCUUAAUUAUUGGAUCAUUCUGAAGAGCUAAGUGAAUUCAAGCAUGAUACUGUGAUAGAAUGCCACUUUUGCAUUAGUUGGUUCAUGAAAUUUCAUCCCUGCUAGAUAUUCCAUGGUCAAAUGUAAGUGGUAGUAUUGGAAAGUGGAUGCAUUUAGGAACAGUAGCAAUGAAGUGGAGGACCACGUAAAGUCACAGAUUGACAGAGGGGUGACCGAGUGCUCAAGUGGAUCAUGCGUAAAAGUUGCCAAUGCUCUGCUGAUUCCAUAGCUGAAGAGUUUCAAACUUCCAUUGGCAUUGAUAUUAGCACAAAAACUGUUCGGCGGGUGCUUCAUGGAAUGUGUUUCCAUGGCCAAGCAGCUGCAUGCAAACCUUGGACCACUAAGUACAGUUCCAGAUCUAGUGGUAUGAAGCACUCAAACACUGGACUCUGGAGCAGUGGAAACAUGUUCUGUGGAGUGAUGCAUCUAUUUGGCAGUCUGAUGGGUGAGUCUGGGUUUGGUGGAUGCCAGUACAACGUUACUUGUUUAAUUGCACUGUGCAAACUUUGGUGAAGGAGGUAUAAUGGCAUGGGGCUGUUUUCAAGACUUUAUCUAGGCCCUGUACUUACUGUGAAGGCACAUCUUAAUGAUUCAGCAUGUCCAAGACAUUUUGGACAAUACUGUGCUUCAACUUUGUACGAACAGUUUGUGCCCCAGUGCACAAAGCAAAGAUAUAGCUGGAUGAGUUUGGUGUGAAAGAACUUGACUGGCCUCAAACACCUUUGGGAUGAAUCAGAAAAUAGAAAUGUGAGCCCGGUAUUCUUUUCCAACAUUAGAGCCUGACGUCAUAAAUGCUCUACUUGAUGAAUGGGCAACACUUUCCACAGAAAUACUCAAAAUAUUUGUGGAAAGUCUUCCCAGAAGAGUGGAUGCUAUUAGAGCUGCAAAGGUGGGACCAACUAUAUUAAUGUUUAUGUAUUUAGUAUGCAAUGCCAUAACAUUCCCUGUUGGUGUAAUGGUCAGGUGUACCAAUUUAUUUGUCCAUAUAGUGUAAGUUGAGUCUUUGUGUCUGUUUUAAGAAUCAUAAUUUACAUGGCCCUUAAGGAUUAAGGGGAAAGGAUUAUGGUGAGUUUAAAAUUCAGUGGCUGGUUGAAGACCAAAUGUGUUCUAAUGUGUUGUAAAAAAGCAGCUGUUAAGCAUUAUUAAUAGCAUACCUUCCAACUGUGAAAGAGAUAGAAAUGGGACUUCGGUGGUGUGCUGAUAGGGGAGUGUAUCACUGAAUUUAUCCACAGGGUGUGAGUGUCCAAAAAUAGAAGAAGGGCCCAUCUGAAAAAGGAGCAUGUCAGCCUAGUGUGAAUAAACCAGGAUUAAUGGCCACCACACUGGCCAGUCCUGUUGAAGGCAGCCACACGGAGUGCUGUUGGUUUGAAUGCCCUCAGAUUGGUCUUCAUUGUGCCUUAUGGGAAUUCGGUCUCUGAGGUCCACAGAUGCUGGACUUCAGAUAGCAAAAUUUGGGGCCGCAGGACGAGAGUCCAAAUCCAUGGCUCAGACCCAAGACUGUUGGAAGGUAUGUAGUACCAAAAGACAAUAGCUCAUGCACACUACUCAUGUCCACUUUCACAAGCCAAUCAUAAUGAAGCAUUUAUCAUUUUACAAAAUGAAUACAUAGGUACAAUUAUUGCUAUUGCAUCUCCACCAGGACACAAUAAAAGGUUCGUUCACCAGAUGUGCACUUCACCUGCAAUGGCCUGAGUAAGUUGCCCUGAAGUGUUUACUCAGUAAACAGUUAAAACGAGUGAAUUGACAAUUGAAGAACAAAUUUUAGUUUUUUUUAACUGUGCAAUUUGUUUCUCAAAUUACAACAAAUAACCAUUUAGUGAAAAGCCACUUUGUGUUGCCAAGCACCUUACAACAUUGCACAUGUACAUGCAUCAUGCUUUGGUGCGUAAAUAUAGACUACAUGUAAUGCUAUCCUAUAGGAUGUUUUAAAAGUUUAUAUGUGUUAACUUGUGUUUUCCUCAUUACACCAAAAUGAAGCAAGUGUAAUUUUUUGUCAGAUAGCACGGGUGUUAAUUUUCACCGGCUAGCAUGUAAAACAACAGGGUUAGUCUCUAAAGUAUGAAUAGACAGGAAUUCUAAAUUAAUUUCAUAUAAGGUGUUAUAAUCUCUAAUUAAUCUGUUUGGGAAAUGUAAAAAAACUUACCAAUCAUUAGAUAAUGGAAAGAACCAGAAGUUGAUUUCUAGUGUUUUGACAACACGGAAACAGACCGAAAUCGCUAAAUUUAAUGACUGGGUCUUCUCAGUUGUGUCUUCUCAUUAAAAAAUAAUCAGCUAAGAAUAAGCAACAUGUUAAAUUGUUCAUUAGUAAAUAUUAUCCAAGUGACUUUACUUGUUGCAAUUCUUUUCUUUCUUUCUUUUUUUUUAAACAUAGGGGAUAAAAUUGUUUCAAAACUUAAAUGUAAAUAUACGUUGCACUUCCAGUCUAUGCUUUGGUCUAAUUUUGCAGUUAUUCCCACUAAUUAAUGUUGAGGAUAAUUUUCCCUAAACAGUGAUUUUAAGUCAAAGCUUUUUAUGCCGGAUCUUUUGAAGUCUACGAUAAAGUUUCCCCAUCGCACUAUGAAACACGUUAGACAUUUCAAUUCCAGUUAUUCUCCACUAUCCACACCACUGUAUUUUGGAUUUUAUGGAAGAAUAAAGCUCAGUUUUUCUCAUUUGCACUAUAAUCGAUUAAGGUCUUAUGUGGUUUCUGUCCCAGUGGGACCUGGCAUGAAAAGUUUUGCUUGUUCUGGUUGAAGAAACAGCUCCAUGAUCUCUGAACUAGCCAACUAAACAAGACUUUAGUUUUAACUACAAUCACUGCUUCUUCUUGUACAAACGAUGAGUUUAACUCAAAAUAACUGAGUUGGAAUGCUUUUAACUCAGCUGAGUAAACAUGAUUUUUUUACCCAGCCUGACUAUUUUGGGAUAAAUCUUAUCAAAUAAUCACAACUCACAGUUUAGUGAACAUGCCGAUUAAUCAGAACCCAAAGCUUAGAACAUAAGUUUAUCUCAGACAACCUUCUUUGUGUUUAUUCAGAGUGUGCGUUUGCAUUUCUUUGUUAACCUUGAUAAAAAAAAAACUAAUCUCAUUAUUUUCCAGGUAGAAUUAGAUUGACACAAAAACAUAAUAUAUUCUGCUUUAGAUUUGUGAUCUAACUAUGUAUUUGCAAUAUGAUAAUUGAUGUUUAUUAAAUAUAUGGUAAUAAGCUUGAUAUGCCGCAUUUCUGAAAAGACAAUUAGCAGCUGGAAAAUGCAGCUGCUGUUUGACAAUACUGUCGAUAGAAAAAUCUUUUUUGGGGGGUUUUGCAAUCAUUGCUUCAAACUCAUUUUUUUUUCUUAAAGAGAAUAAUGACCUCAAAUGAAAAAAACAAGUUAAAACAAUUAUCUGUUUGUAAAUUUGCCUGAUCGGCCAUAACAUUAAAACCACCUGCCAAAUAUUGUGUAGGUCCUUUUUGUUCUGCCAAAAAACCUCUGAUUCACCAAGACUCCACAAGACCCCUUAACGUAUCUUGUGAUAUCUGGCACCAAGACAUUAGCAACAGGUCCUUUAAGUCCUGCAAGUUCUGAGGUGGGGUCUCCAUGGAUCAGAUUUGUUGUUGCAGCACAUCCCACAGAUUCUUAAUCAGAUUGAGAUCUGGAAAAUUUGGAGGCCAAGGUGACACCUUGAACUCUUUUGUCAUGCUCCUCAAACCAUUUCUGAACAAUUUAUGCAGUGUGGCAGGGUGCAUUAUCCUGCUAAAAGAGUUAGCUGCCAUCAGGGAGCAGUAUUGUCAUGGGGGGGGGAGGUGUACAUGGUCUGCAACAAUCUCUGGGAAGUGGUACGUGCUAAAGUAACUUCCACAUGAAUUCCGGGACCAAAGAUUUCCCAGCAAAACACUUCAUGGAGGUUAAUACUGCCUUCACCGGCUUGCCUUUUUCCUGUACUGCAUUCAGCGGCCAUCUCUUCACCAGGUAAAUGAUGCACAUGGACCCAGCCAUCAAUGUGAUAUAAUAGAAAAUCUGAUUCAUUAGACAAGGCAACCUUCUUCCAUUGCUCUAUAGUCCAGUCUUGACAUUGACAUCCCCCUUUGAAGGUGCUUUCAGCAGUGGACAGGGGUCAUCAUGGACACUCUGACUGAUCUACGGCUAUACACCCUCAUAUUCUGCAAACUGUGAUACCCUUUGUGAUAUCUUUCUUAAUAGCCAAUCAAUAAGUAUUUCAGCAAUUCAAGCUACAGUUGCUCUUCUGUGUAAUCAGACCAGAUGGGUUAGCCUUCGCUCCCCACGUGUAUCAAUGAGCCAUGGCACCCAUGACCAGUUUCCAAUUUAAAUAUAAAUAAAGAAAGAUGUCUUGUCACUCAAUGAGAUGUUAGUGAGCAUUCUUUAUUGAUUCAAAGCAAUAUUUUAGCUCUCUGCUGGAACCUUUAUGAGGCAUAAUGUGCACAUCAAACAUAGAGGUAUUUAUAGGGCAAACCAUUAACAAAAAAAUCAAAUACAUAAGAACAGAUAACAUAAAAAUCAAUUAAUUACAAAAUUACUCUCAGUUAAUCCCUGUGUUAGCAGUCCGUGGGAGGUAUUCAGUGUACAAAGAAAACGGAAGUUACAUCAUAAAUAAUGGUGUCCUUUCCUUUAAUCGGAACAUUUAUUUAUACCAUGCUUCAAAAAUAAUAGUCUCUUGGAAAUAUAAUCAAGAGAAAACAGCAGUAUCACUAAAGAUCCACAGCAUGAACUAUGGUACUUGGAAUGGAUAAACAAACAUUGUUACAACGAGAAGUAUCGAAAUUGUGAAACAGAGACACAUUACAUUUAUAUCUUAAGGAGAGGAAGAUAUAAGCAACAUCAUGGGGGUUUCAUGGUCCAUGGAUAAAGCAGUAGAGACUUCAGACUUCUUGGAAAUUAAAUAGCAUGAUGUAGAUUACCUACAAGUCUUUUGAAAAGCACCAGCAGUUUUAAAGCCAACACGUAGCAUAUUCCAGGAGUUAAGAGGACAAAUAGACAUAUGUUCUGAUUUUUAUUGACGAUGUAACAAUCUGUUUUGAGCUAGAAGGAGCUCUAAUCAACUAGAGAUAAAUUAAUUUACAUCGCUUAACACCUUGGCAUUCAAAUCAAGAGAGAAAGUUAUGAUGAGCUUUAUCUAUCCCAUUAGAGACAGAAGAUUUCUAGGAGAAAUCUCAUUUCCUCGAGUCUCAAUGGAUGAUGUUUUUUUUUUAAAGUCUAAUGAAAGAGCAGCUUAACAUAGAACUGUGUAUAAUGACUCUGCAAACCUAUUUGUAGAAAUUGUUAAGUGUCUUCUAAAAAGCUUUCUUUCCUAGCAUAAAUAGUAUAAAUCUUUCUGUCCAUUCUUUAAAACUAAGAUCUAUUUAAUGGUUGAAAGUAAAGAUGCUCAUUGAGCAUUCCAUCACACUUUAAUAGGUGCAUUCAAGGUUCUGAAGAAUUAUUUUUUUCAAAACAUCUAAAUCCGUUCAGAAUUAAUUAAGUAUGUUGAAACAAUUAAAGAGAACAAGAUGAUACAUGAUUUCCAAGGAGAGUUCCACGGCAUACAAUUCUUGGAAAUGUUUCUGCUGGGAUUUUUUUCAUCUAAUCAGACUGUGAUAUUUUGGGUUGAUUUGUUACUUAAAAUAAUGUAACGCUGCUUUUUAAGCAUAUGAAAACAAUUUGCUUACCCCCAUUAUUUUUGUCCUUCUAAAUAAUAAUGAAAUUAACCACAAGAGUUUCAGUUGUCUCUAUAAAUGUAACCCCUUAAGGACACAUGACAUGUCUGACAUGUCAUGAUUCCCUUUUAUUCCAGAAGUUUGGUCCUUAAAGGACCACUCUAGGCACCCAGACCACUUCAGCUUAAUGAAGUGGUCUGGGUGCCAGGUCGCUCUAGGAGUAACCCUUUUUUUUUUAUAAACAUAGCAGUUUCAGAGAAACUGCUAUGUUUAUAAUAGGGUUAAUCCAGCCUCUAAAGCCUCUAGUGGCUGUCUCAUUAACAGCCGCUAGAGGCGUUUGCGUGCUUCUCACUGUGAAAAUCAAUGCUUUCCUAUGAGACUGGCUGAAUGCGCGCGCAGCUCCUGCCGCGCAUGCGCAUUCAGGCGAAGAGGAGGAUCGGAGGCAGAGAGGAGGAAGAGAGCUCCCUGCCCGGCGCUGGAAAAAAAGGUAAGUUUAACCCCUUUCCUCUCCCCACAGCCCGGGGGGAGGGGGUCCCUUAGGGUGGGGGCACCCUCAGGGAACUAUAGUGCCAGGAAAACGAGUAUGUUUUCCUGGCACUAUAGUGGUCCUUUAAGGGGUCAAACACCUUUUUUAUUUAUAGUAUUUUUUUUCUUUAUAGCUUGCCAAUUUUUCCUAAAUGUUUCCAUGUGGACAUUAGUUUUCUAAAAUGAACAGAAAAUAUCUACAGAAUACUCAUUAGCUUGAAUUCCAACUCUCUCUCCUUUGGUUGGGAGGUGAAUAUACAUUGCAUAUCUGAUCCACAUGAGCCUUGACUAUUGUACAUUACAAGCUAUAUAUUUUAUAUUCAUUAAUCAUUUAUUAUUAAUUAUAGUGCAUUUUUUUGUUUUUGCACAAUUCACUUUUAGCCCUAUUUCCAACAACCUGGACUUAAGAUUUGGUGUUAAUUAUAUAAAGGAACAUUGAAUGAGAAAGGUAUUCAUCAGUUAUAAACAUCUAGUGGUUUUCUUAAUUUGAGUAGUUUUGUAACAUUUUAACAUCAAGUUUUUUCAAUAGUUUUAAAGUGUGAAAAAGGAAUACAUCGAUAAAUAAAAUGUAUACACAAUAAUACAUUGGGCAGUUUAAAUGAACAUAAUGUAUGUUUAAUCAGGAUGAGGAAAUACACUGAAAUCUUGACAGUUUAGCACUUGAAUAGGCAAUUACCCCUUGUUUGGCUAGGUGGGUGUAAGUGUAUAAAUUAUACAGAUUAGACACAAUGCAGCCUUCGCUCCCCUGGACGUCUUCAAUUAAGAGUAUUAUUUGCACCAUGCACAAUAUAGGCACAUUAGGCUUUUUAAUGUUGCACAUAGAGGAAAAUUAGAUGAAAUUACAGAGUAAGUUUUAUCUCCAAAUACAUCUAUCAUAAAACAAAAGAAAUUUUUAAGGUGUCACUGGAGAAUACUUUAAAUGGCUAACAUUUGAUGGUUUGGAAAUAAGCAAUCAAAUGCAAAGUGCAGUAUUAACAGUAACACUUUCUUGGGAGAAAUUAGUAAAAAAAGAUUUUUUUCCAUAAAAAGCUGGAUCAUAAAUUACUGGGAAGUGCAGCAAUAAAGGUUUGUUUGUACACUAAUUUAUACAUAGUAAUAUCUCCUAAUGUAAAUAUGCAUAUUUUUUUUGUUCUUUAAUUGAGAGCAUACUAGAGGUGGUAAUGAUAUGAAAUGAUGUAAUAUGACUGAUACUAAGACUGGCCCCCAACCGUGGGUUAUUGACAAUGGAUACAGCAAUGUAAUGGAUUCUGUUUUUUGAAUGGAAGCCUCGAGAGCGGUAAUGGGUAUGAAAUGUUGCUUCUGUUUGUCAUUUUCUGUCACAUUAAAAUCUAGAAAGUUCCUUCACAGCAAGUGAUAGUUAUAUGAUCUAUUUAGGGUAAUUAAAUAUGAUACAUCACUCAUUGGUCAUUAUUUUUCGUUAAAAAAUGGCGCCACUGAACUAGAGUGCUUUUAAGUUUUCUGCUAAGUGGAAAUCUCCAAAAACGAUAUAUUGUAGUGUUAGCCUAUUUUCUGUUAUAAAUCAAGAGUAACCUAGAUAAAUCAGAAUGUAAACUUGUCAUAGCCCAACAGUAUGCAAAUGUCAAUGGAAUAAUGUGGAUAUGGAUCUCAAGGGCAUACUAAUUCCUAAGAUAAUACUUUUUACCAAAGCUGGUUAUGUUACUCUCACGAUAUCAAGAAUCCAACAUGACAUGUUAGGUAUGAAUAGGUAAGAUAGAAAGGUGUAGACUUACGGUGGCCAGCUUCAUGCGUAAGACUUUGAAGAAGUUAACCUGGAAAACAGCAACACAGUGUGGGGACAAGAGUAGAUUUAGGUUACCAGAGAAUCAUUUAAUUGAGUAAAAUAAAUGAGCCAAGGAAUACAGAUAAUGACAGAAUGAAAAAUAUGUAGCCAGCUUUUACACAAAAAUGUUUAAGGAUGCAGGAAAAAAAGAAAAUAGAAAUGGAAAGGGUGCCCUAACUGGAGAGGUGAGUUUGCAUAGUGAUAGCAACUGAUUCCACCAACUUGCAUUUGAAUGGCAAUACUAGAAAGUGAGUCUUAAGUGAUGUUCCAUUGAUACUCUAGGAGGUGUGGAUGGAAGUUGACUCAUGGGUCAAGGGCUUUAAAUAAUGGAGAGCAGUGGAAUUGCAGUUUGGCACAGGGUGUUGGAAGAAGGGAAGCACACAUGAGUAAUAUGUUCCAUGACAGUUACGUAUCAGAGAAAUUGUCUAAUUAAUAGAGGAUUUUUGAAGAAUAAAUGUUUGAUAUUUAAAGCACAGCCAAGCCAAUAACCAUGUAUGUAAUGGUUUAUAGGAUGUACAGUAUCUCACAAAAGUGAGUACAGCCCUCACAUUUUUGUAAAUAUUUUAUUAUAUCCUUUCAUGUGACAACACUGGAGAAAUGACACUCUGCUACAAUGUAAAGUAGUAAGUGUACAGCCUGUAUUACAGUGUAAAUUUGCUGUCCCCUCAGAAUAACUCAACACACAGCCAUUAAUGUCUGAAUCGUUGGCAACAAAAGUGAGUACACCCCUAAGUGGAAAUGUCCAAAAUGGGCCCAAUUAGCCAUUUUCCCUCCCUAGUGUCAUGUGACUCGUUAGUGUUACAUGGUCUCAGGUGUGAAAAAAUCAUCACUUCAUUGAGGCAUUUAUAUUGUUUAACAUUGAUAAGUUUGAAGUACAGUUUACCUCAUUUUUUUUAUUUUUACGAUUGCUACAUGACAAUAGUUUGGAUAACAUUUGGAAAAUUAUUUUUUUUUUACAGUGAUGUGAUGGAACUCAUUUAGAUCAUUAGAAUAAAUAAAAAAAAAAAAUAAAGAGAUAUGUAAUUGUUGGCUACAAAGUAUAUCUUCAUAAGUUUUAGAAACACAAGUCACCAGAUAUUAGCCUACCAGCAAUAAUUUCAUAUAUUUAAUUUGCACACUGGAACACUUUUUCUGCCACCAACACAUAUCAACAAAAACAGCAUAUGCCACAAACAAAUACCAUUACACGUAGAAUUAAUUUCUGCUACUACUAGCUACCAACACAUGAAGGACUAUUACCUGCCACAAGCAGUGACCCACAAUCUCCAGCUUAGUCUAUGACACCCCCACAUAUCAAAAUACACAGAGCCAGACUCUGUACCUGGCAAAUGCAAUCAGUCACAUAACUACCCUCUAUCUCCAGUACGCAAGGAUUCACAAUUCACAUCCUUAGAACAUAUGCAACAGAUCUUUUAAAAGCUGUUUACAUUUAUAUCACAGAUGGAAGUCAAAUGGGAUUUAGUCACACUGUAUAGUCAUAUCAUUGUUUAGAUCACUAUUAUGUGACACUAACCGGGAUUAGCACUAAGCUUCAAACAGACUCCAAAACUCUGUGAAAUUCCAUGAAUUUCCCUCAUAAUAGAAAAUCUGAUUAUUAGUCAACAACAUUCAGGGCAUUAAUGGUAAUUAUUCUGCUCAUAUGAUUUUGAGAAAAUCACUGUCUGCUAAAAUUGGCAGAAAAUGGUCUCAUACUUUGUAUGACCUUUGGAUAUUUAAAAAGGCAAUUUACUUGCAGAAAUGUUUCCAGAAUGGUACAGUUGGGGGCGUAUUCAGGGAUUUACGUACACUUGUAAAAAGUUUGCCCGCUGGCCUCACAGGCGGGCAGAUAGUUGAAUAGUCGGAUGAAGGUGAUAAUAGUUGCAUGCCUUUUGAAUUAUAUAAAUCCAUAGAUGAAUGGAUAUAUAUGGUAUAAAUCAGAGGAAAGGACGUGUACAAUGUGUUUUCUGAUCCCAUCGCCAACCAAGUAAAGUUUGUGAAGUCUCAAAAGGAGUUUAUGAUUGUCCAAUAGAUCCCUGCUCAAUAGGACUGUGCCCAGGCGUAUUCUGAUACAAUGCCAGGGAAUACCACUUCACCAGCAUUGAAUUAACAGUACAAUCAUAUCCCAUGCUCAGAAUAAAUACAAAUCUUUAUAUUUCUUUAUUUAGAACUCCCAAGUGACAGGUAUGCUUUAAUUAUUCCUUAACAUCCAUUCUUUUUGGCCUACUUUUAGCCUUUUAAUGUGCACAGCCCUGUCCUUGAGUAAACCCAUUCUCUUCCUAAACAGAGAUGCAUUGAUUGAAAACUGCUUUCUCCAACACAAGGACUGCACUAUAGCAUGUCAGCCCAUCUAAUAUUAAUCUUGAUGUGUUCAGAAUGAGGUGAUGGAGAUGUAGCCAUUCAGUUUACCAUACCUGUAUAAACUAAUAUGCAGUUAUAAGUUAUGAUCUACUACCUACCCCGCCAAAUAAACACACAGUCUGCCUUCAUUCUCUACUACUGAAAAUAAUCCAUAAUCCACACAACAAUGUAAAGUUUAAAGGGUCACUAACUACCUUUUUAAUAAAUAUUGAAGAUACUACAAUAGAAAAAUAAACAUAUGUUUAUUAGGAAACAUGUUUGGAGGAAAUCUGAAAUAUUUACUCCAUUGGCAGUGUUAUUUUCAGAGAUAGGGAUGGGACGAUACUUGUUAUUUCUGUAUGCCUAAUGUUUUGGAAAAUGCUAACAUAUGAUCUCUUUCAGCAGUGAUAUCUGCAGUGUUCAGAUACAGUAAGUGGACAAGGCCUCUCAUUCAAUCUUGUACCACCCACUGAACAGCAGCAAUUUGCAAUGGUUGCCAACUAAUAUGUUAAGAUAGCCCAACUUAUUUAUUAUCCAUUAGAGUUCAAAACAGAGACGUACCUCGGUUACAUGGUACCUGAGGCAAAAAUGUAAUUUGCCCCCAUGAACUGUAGCUUUUCUUUUGUAGUGUCUCAUUAAGCACACCCAAAAACCCAUUUUUGUAUUAGUAAAAUUACCUACUCACAUUUAUAUACACCUACAAUUUAUAUACAUAGACAUUCUCAUUCACACACACACACAUUCAUAUACACACACAUGGACAUAUACACUGACAUUGAUAUACCUACACAAAGACUCAUUGCUGGUGGGGGUGAUGUGCAGUAGAUUGCCACUAUGGUGAAAUGAGGAGUGCACAGAGAACUAUCUACCACUUGUCACCCAGGGAAGACCAGCCCUCUCUUCCCCCCUCCCCACGCUUAUUAUGCCAUUGGUCCAAUAUAAUUUAUUUCUGGCCAUACCAGCACCCAUACAGUUUGCAUACAUUGAAGUGAGCCAGCCAGCAUAACCAAAACUGAGACGUAUACGUGUCUGUCAUAAUUGUCUUGAUUAUAGGGCUUAGAUGUUACCCUUGCAGACUUGCAAAUAGAAAUAAUGCAAUUUUUUGAGAAACAGUAGUGUUCACGUUUUGCAUUUUCCACCUCUCUUAUGGGCUGUCAUUCUACUACUGGCUUUCUAUUAGAGUGUUCCUUUAAUAACUCAUAUAAAACAUUACCUUCCAUGCUAUGAACUGCAAACUUAAGAUAGAAUUCUUUGUAUAAAAAAAAUAUUUAAGCACCUAGUGAUCUCAUAAACAGAGAAAUGUUAGUUCUUUGUUGGUUUAAAGAGGACCAAAUGACCUCACAGUUCUAAUAUACAACAAUUCAAAAACAAAAAAGCAAUUAUCUGCUGUGUUACUAAAGAAUAGCAAAACACAAGACAGGGUAAUCAUUAUGAAAAAAGUAGAGAAAGGCAGAUGUUACCUUCCCAUGUCAGAGCCCUCCUUUACUUGUCAGUCAUCAUUCAUGGCAGCUGUCCUCGUCUGCAUUUUCUUGCAUGAUGUGUUGUAAGUGCUUAUGACAAUGCUAUGCAAAUUCAUAAAAAUCUUUUGUAGAAGAUGCUGUCAACGUGAGCCUUACUGCAGGAUCUUCCAAUGAAGCUUAUUUUUUAUUUGUAUGCAUCCACGAAUAGAAGUAGCGACACAUUUCCCGGGAAUAAUGGGGCAUUGUAAUUCUGAAACAUAUCUGUUGUUAUUCUCACUCCCUUUUCCCAAUUACACUUGUAAUUGUCUAGUUUAUACUUUUUCACAUUUUAUCAAUUUGUAUUUGGAAUUGUAUUUGUAUUUUGUAAAUGUAAUUUGCCAAGAGAGGAAUGGAGGCAUUUUCCCUACAACUCACUAACUCUAACAUGACUUAAAUACAAAAAGGAUACCCACAGUUUCUCAGAAAAGGGAACGAAGCAGAAGAACAUUAUCAAGCAGGAAGAAUCCCAGAAGAAAAUAAUGAAGCAGAAAGCUCCCACGAGGAUAAUGAAAGACUAUAAAGCUUCUAGAAGUUGAGGAAGCAAUAGAACAUCUUCAAAAGCUUUAAAACCAUGUACGGAUUCAUUCUUAUUCAAGAAGGUCUUCUUCAAUACGAAUGACUCCGUACAUGGUUUUUCAAACAUAAAAUGACUAAAUAGAUAAAUAUAAAACAUAGAAAGAACAUAACUACUGUUUUUCAUAAAGGGGAUAUGAUAGUAAACUUUCCCAAGAAUACAAUGAAACAUCUACAAGCAUUCUAGAGAAAGAGUGUUUUAGUAGGCUUUUCAGGAAAGUCACAUAUGGAAACAGAGUUUCUAGAGUGUGAAAAGAAAGAUCACUAAGGAUUUCACAGAAAUACAAGAUGGCGGUAGAAUUUCCAGGGUGCAGACGGAGGCAUUUCUAGUCUUUACAGAGAUAAAGGCGUUAAGAUUUAAAGAAAGGUAAAAGUUGCCAUGGUUUUUUAAGAUUUGAAGAAAACAGAACUGUUCACGGAGCAUAAAUAGUGAAUGGCAUAGGUUGACUUAGAGUAGACGUAUUGUGGCACAAACACUAGUUGAUUAGGUUUAAAAAAAAUAAAUAAAUAGAAGGACCCUGCUACCUGUGAAAUAAUAUGUCCCUCUUUGGAUGUCUAUGGAGUUCCUCUAACAGGCAAAUAAGUAUAAAAAUAAUCUACUAGUUUGGUUUAUCAAAUCCCUGUUCUCUCCCAUACGUGUAAAGUGAGAGUAAGGAGGGAAAAAUCAAGGGAGAAUCUCAUAGGGUUAUACUGUUAAAUCAAGUAAAUUUAUGUAAAUCAAAGAAUUAAAAGUUAGGGUGGCCUCUCACAUUAGCUUCAUAUUUUUUUGAAUAUCACUCCCAUUAGAGAGUUACCAAUGCCUUAUGUUCGACCUGCCUGCAGAUUCUGGGUUGUGUUCCUUCAAUUCCCAGUCUCUAAGCACAUGUAAGUUUUGUAAGAGUACUGGCACCCGGCAACUCUGUUCCACCACUUCAAGGGCUUUUUCAAUGAUGCAAAAUUGCUGUAAAUCCUUAGUAGUCUAAACACAAUUACCACAAUAUGCCAAUGUAAUGGUAAUGGUGCUGUUAGGGUGCAGGUUUUGGGUAUAUCCAUUUUCAAGCAUCAGCUGAUGUGCUCAGGACACCUCAAUAUUGGCUAGAAUUACUAAUGUUAUUGAAGAACUGGGACUCAGCCUAUUUGCAAGAUAACCACUACAUUGGCAUGUAAUGUUUAUGGUAGUUAAAUACCUCUCUAAUCUUUCUUUCUGUCCUGAUUGAUUAUUGUACUUUUUUCUUUUAAGACUGGUUAAAUAUAUGUUUUUACUUCAAGUUUAGCCAUAUAGAGUAAAACACUUCACAUACUCCUUGCUGGGACUAAAGUGGCUAAAAAUUCACUUCAUAUAGGAUACAAAUGCGAUACAAAUACUAAUGUGCACAAAUCUCACUUUUAAUAAGAAUGAGAUAAUUAAUUACUAUCACAUGGAGAUUUGCAGCUACAGAGAGAAUGCUCAUUUUGUAUUUUGUUAGAAAGUGCUGUCGGAAGGAACACCUAGUUUAUCUUAUAGUUUGUAUAACAUGUAACUCAGCCUACAUUCAUUUUCAUAGAAACAUAGAAACAUAGAAACAUAGAAUGUGAAGGCAGAUGAGAACCAUUCGGCCCAUUAAGUCUGCCCAAUUUUCUAAAUACUUUCAUUAGUCCCUGGCCUUAUCUUAUAGUUAGCAUAGAAUUAUGCUUAUCCCACGCAUGCUUAAACUCCUUUACUGUGUUAACCUCUACUACUUCAGCUGGAAGGCUAUUCCAUGUAUCCACCACCCUCUUAGUAAAGUAAUACUUUAUUUUAUGUCAACACCAAAGGUCAAACUGCGGCGUGUCUACUCUUUUAAAAAGCACAUGGACUGAUUGGGAGGGGGUUUCCUCUGGAACCAGAUUUGGACCUUAGAUAGUUUCAUUACCUUCUUCCAAUCUUCAUGCUACAUUCUAAGUGGCAAUCCAGAGAAGAGUUUCUUUAGUAAAGAAAGUGAAGAGAAGUGUGAGUCUGUAAUUGCAAAACAGGGUCCAUAAUCUCUUAUAACUACACUUUGUUCUAAGCCCUAACCAUAAAAGAAUGAACAAUGGAGUAAUCAUUCAGCAUGAGCUGGACUAGAGUUAGAGCCCCAGACUUUGUUGAAUGCAGGCUUUAAUCAGCUGGUUUCAGUUUGAAUAUUUUCUAAAGUAGGGUUCUACAAUUUACAAUUUUGCUUAGAAAUAUAUCAAAAUUAUUAAACAAUUCAAUUGAUAUGCCAAGACACAAAAACAUAUGAAAGAGAAAGAGUAUACUGUUGUAUGAACAUUUUAUAAUGCAUUCUUAUUGUUUUAGUUUGAAGCAAAAAAAAUGGCCAUGAUCAUAUUUAAACUUAACAGUAGUCAUGUUUAAGGCUCACUCGAGUCACCUAUGAUCAGCUGCGAAUUCUAAUAAUGUUUAAAAGACAGCCCACUGCGCCAUAAUACCAACAGCAUUAUUUGUUAAUAGCUUUUAUUGAUUUUCAAGAACACGCUGUAAUUUUGAAUCUUAUUUGUACUAUUUUAUGUUGUGUCUGACAGCAAAUAAUUAGGAAUUCAGUUGGUGUCCUUAGGUCUCUUACGAGGUGAUGGCAGAAGAACCUCUUUUCAUUCCAUUUACAGGAUUCAUUAUUUUCCAAAUACUUUAAGCUAUUCCGAUUACUUUCACUCGGAGUAUUAAUAUUUCAAAUGAAAUAAUAUGAUUGAAAGCCAUAUAUCAAGCAAUACUCAUUCUCUGAUUUUUCCCUUUAUCGCAUAUUAUCUUUGAUUGGGUCAUUGAGUAUGACCAAAUAUUGAAAAGAUAUGUUUGUAGCACAAUAUUACAAAAAUACAUUAGGAUAAUUCAUCUGCUCCUUUUUUUUAACAUCCUAGGUACAAUAACAAACUGUGAGAACAAUUUUCUCAGCUAAGAAUCCUGAAGACACACUGUCUCCUAGAUCAGUUAGGAAGCUGAUAAUUAUUUUUGCUUUUCUCGAAUGAGAUUCACAAGUGGAUAAUUUGUAUCUCAGUUCUAUUCGGAAACUACAAAUAUUAUUUUAGCAGGUUAGAUACAUAAUGAGAUCCAUAAGGGUACUAAAAGAUCUCUGCUAUUGUGAUAAGGCUGAUUAAUAUUUAUUGCCCCUUGCCUUGAAUGGAUAGUUUUUAUAUUAGGUUUGUGUAUUAGGAAACUGCCUGAUCACGAAGUAGGUGAGAAGAUGCUUGAAGAGAACACAUGUAUUCAAUUUCCAUCAGAACUAACUGAAAGUUUUAUGGAGCAACCAUCUGCUGAUAAUAGAAAAAGUGAGUAAAUUGGUGGCUGCACAUAAUAUUUACUAUUACUGUUAUCUAUUUAGUUUCCUUCUAAUAUAUACAUACAUUUAGUCUGUAUGCUUCAUUUUAUUAUUAUUAUUAUUAUUAUAUAGCGCCAACAAAUUCCAUAGCACUGUACAAUGGGUGGACUAACAAACACGUAAUUGUAACCAGACAAGUUGGACACACAGGAACAAAGGGGUUGAGGGCCAUGCUCAAUGAGCUUACAUGCUAGUUUUUUCUUUUAUUCAUUUUUUUUCUUUUUCAUUAAAUUUUUUUUCAUUCAGUUACGUCUUCUUUAGGCACAUCUUCUAACAUUGGGUAGGACCACCUUUGCAUCCAGAACAGCUUAAAUGUUUCACUCUCUCAAUUUAAUAUGCUUGGAAACAUUUCUUCGUUUUGGACCCGGUUGGCAUAAUGACGCCAUUUGGUUAAUGCAGAUUUAUUAGCUAGAUAUUCAUGCUGCAAUAAUGUGGUUAUAAGCUUGGCAUUAUGUCUGCUUUGUGUAUUGUUAUAUUUUCCUGCUGGAAGUAUACAUUAGCAAUUGAGUAGACUGUGAUCUUAGCAUUACACAUAGGGUUAUUGGGGCUUUUCAACAAUAAUUGAUAUGAAGUGGCCUAAUGUGUACCAUGAAAAUAUCCCCAAUACCACCACCAGCCUUGACCAUUCACAAAAGGCAGAAUGUUUCCAUGGAUUCAUGUUGUUUCUGCCAACUUCUGGCCAUACCAUCUGCAUGUAGUUGAGGAAACUGACGAGGAUAUUAUUCCAUCUUCUUCUGUCCAUUUCUUGAUGUUUCUUUGCCCAUUGUAGCUUUUGUUUUCUUUUCGUAGCUGAUAGAAGUGAAAUUCAAUGUGGCCUUCUACUGGUGUAGCUUAUUCACUUAAAGGUUUGAGAUGUUGUGCGCUUUUUAAUAGCAAUGUCUGGCAAUUACAGUAUUUAUUUAAAUAUAUAGUGCCCGGAGAUGACAUCAGCAUCAUAUGCCUGCUUGACCGCCUGCUGCUGACAGAUAUCCAAUUACGAAACCUUAAAAGCAAUAACGUGUGUGCUUGAGGGCUAUUCAAUAAAGUGUGUGCUUGUGGGUUAUUAGAAUAAGGACACACGCAUGGGAAGGAGAGGAGAGGGUAAUACGCGAGGGAAGGAGGGUAUGAGAAGAGAGAAACAAAGCUAAGAGGGGAAAGAAAAUAGACGAAUAAGGGGGAAAGACAAGGGAAGCAAAUGAGGGAAGGAGGGAAUUAAGUAGAGCAAAAUGUCAUGGGGAAAAGAGGAAUAUAGGGAAAGGGAAAGAAGAGUACAUGUAAUGCACAGGUAAAUAAACAGAGGCUAAUAAAGGGCCUUGCUAAAACAGGGGGUCAGCGCCACAUCGGGUACUGUGGGAAAUGGUGUGUGUGCAAGACACCUAAUGGGGAUAGGGAAACAAGAGCUGACAGAUGUGUAAGGAGGGAUCAAAAGACACAAGGAAGGGUGCAAGAGACAAAAGGGGUAAGAUAUUCAAGUGGCUGUUCUAAUUUUUUGCAGUUAAAAAAUAGGGGGACAUAUUAUUUUUUGUUUAUGUGACUCAAUCUUCCCAUUCUCCCCAACUACUCUUGUAACCAAUGCAUUUUCAUUCCCAAAACUGCACCUAACUGUAUGGUUUUGAGAGUUUUUUCCUCACGUUCAAUAAUAGAAUGCUUUUAACCCCUUAAGGACACAUGACAUGUGUGACAUGUCAUGAUUCCCUUUUAUUCCAGAAGUUUGGUCCUUAAGGGGUUAAAGAAACUUCCAGGAGCACUGCAGUUUUAGAGACAUGAAAACCACCGCGUCUGGUACCAACAAUCAUUCCAUAGUCAAAUCUUGGAUGACAUAGACAGCUAGCUGGUUACGUGCUUAAAUAAAUAGGUUUACAUGUGUAACUAAUAAAGUAGUCACUGUAUGUAUCUGAUCUGUUUAAUUUCAUUAUGUUAUGUGACCUUUACAAAAGACAUAGCCUUUAUUUAGUAUUACUCAUGGUUGGUGCAACAAUUUCUGGCUGAAGAGGCAAAGAUGUAUUUUCCCCCAACUAAAUAUGCAUUUUUGCUUGUAGGCCAGUUUGCCUCUUUUUCCCCUUUUGUGUAUCUUACCCCAUUUUUGUGUCUGACCCACAUUUUGAGUAUUGUGUCCACGUUAUUAUUCCUACCUAUGCAUUUCCUUUUUUUCUAAUUGCUUACCACCCCUUGUGCUUCUUGCCACAUUCCUGUUUGUGUUUCUUUUCCCACCUCUGGAUAUUUUCAUAUCUAGAAAUUGGUGAAAGACUAUUAGCUAGGUAUAAGGUAGCUAGGCAUCAGGCAUAGCAAGAUAAGGUGAGAAACACUGUGGUAAGACACGCUUGAUUUCUAAUUAUUGUAUUGUAGGAAAGUAAUUGAAAGAUUAUGGUAAAGUGUUAACCUUUUUUAAUGAAAUGCUUCAUUUUCUUUUAAAUGUAUUUUAAAGAUUUGAAACAACAUUAUAAUUCAGUUCAGAUCAAGCAAAUAUUGGACAUACAUUACAAAGAAAGAGGAGAAAUGAAAUAUUGAACACAUACAAAUGAAUGCCUACAGAGUAUAGUAAAAAUGUAACAAUAUUUCUGUUUCACCUCAUCAUUUGCUCUGUGUGCCGUUGUUGUGUCUGGACUGAAAUUGCUUGUAUUGUAAUUUGCUAAUCCUUUUAUAUAUAUAUAUAUAUAUAUACAUACAUACAAUGUAACACAUGAUUUUAGUGGUUUAUUUUAUGGUGAAAUUUCCAGAAUAGGGAUAGUUCCUUUUUAUAGGAUAAAUGCAAUUCACAUUUGUUAGCACAUUAAACUGGGACUCUGGUGUGUUAUGGAUGACGAAGUUCCAUUAAUGGCUUUCUCCUCAAUGGGAAAAUACAGUAAUGACUAAACAUUGUGUUUUCACGACAGACUGAAAUAAAAAGCUGUAAGCAGAAAAUAUGCCAAAGUGAUAAACAUGUUCUGUGAAGUAGAAUUAUUUUUAUUAUUAUUGCCAUUUAUAUAGCGCCAACAGAUUCCGCAACUCUUUACAGUAUUAUAAGAGGGGGGAUUUAACUAUAAAUAGGACAAUUACAAGAAAACUUACAGGAACAAUAGGUUGAAGAGGACCCUGCUCAAACAGGCUUGCAAUCUAUAGGAGGUGGGGUGUAAAUCACAGUAGGACAGGAAAUAACUUUAUAUACUUGUUUCUACUUUACCACCACCAACCAUGUAAUUUAUAAACACAAAUAAGUGAACAAAACCCACAUGCCAGUUUGCUGGAUCUUUGAUUAAUACACAAGGGCCUUUGUUUGUUUGUUUUUUGCUAAUGAGAAUCUUAUUGUAUGUGCUGUACAACAUUUGCAAGUACAACUCAUUUUUUUUAAAUAUGGAAAAUAUCAAUUAGACUUGCCUGCUUUCAUUACAACAUUAAUUAGUGAAUUCUUCUAGGCUUCGUUAUUUAAACUUUUACACUAAUUAAAAUGUUGUUCAUUAACACUCUAGUUGGAGGGAGAGAAAUUUGGGGCAAUGUUCGGAAACAUAUUUCUUUAUAAAAGAAAUGGUAAAGGAUAAAUAGUGAAACUGUUCUGCAUUAUUAGGAUAUAUACUACCCACUUGCAUUAAAAAAAAAUCUAAAUAAACCCUUUAAAAUGAAACAUUUCUUUUAAAUGGGAUCAUUAACUAACAGGUAAUUAUGGCAAAAUGUAACAUUAUGCCAAAAUCUUGAUUUUUCACUUAUAUGUUCAUCCAGACUUUGUAAGUUAAACAAUUAAAAAUUAAACAAGAUAACAUUAUUGCAAUACUUUGGGCACCUUCUCGGAUAUUAGUACCUGAGGACAAUACCAGCUUCUCACACAGGGAUCUGAAAGCAUUUUUAAGAGCACAGAUUCACAAAAAGUAAUAAGAAUGUAAAUAUAAUAGUUGUAUGUAGGCAAGCAAUACAGUAAGUACAGUUGAAUGACAAAGAACAUGCAUCUGUAUUUUAAAGGGCAGUGGAGGCUGCUUUUGUAAUCGUGGUAGGAGUCGUGGUUGGAUCAUGUUUAUUUGCAAAUGUGAGUUGACUGGUUAAUCUUUUUUCAACCCAGUACUAUACAGUUCACAAAACGCUUAUAUGGUUUCACCUCUCUUUCCGAAUGUAUCGGUCAUCCUAUUUUGAGAGGGUUUUUUCUAUCCUGUGUGCUGCUUUUUUCUAUUGGUUUAGCUCACACAGCCAACACCAGUCUUUGAACUGUCCUUUAUUUGUGUUUCCAUAUGGGUCUCUGACACCAGCUAAGUAUUGAUAUUUGCUUAUCCUUGUUUUUAGGUAUUCUGUUUGUUAACUCUCUGGAGGUGUUGCAGUUAAACCUCGCCAUUCUCAGUACCAGUAAUAGCUCUUCUUUUCCCUUUCUCUUUGUACUUUCCUUUUGCGGUGAGGUCUUGACUUUUGGCAUGCACAUCUGUCAAAUCCUGACAAUUUCUGAAUUUGGCCACGCACCCUCCUUGUAGUAUAGUAGGAACAGAUUUAAAAUACUCAAAGGCAGAGAGUUCUUUAGGACACACAAGUUAAAAUUGUCUCUAGCACAAAGGCUAGUUCUUGUUAACCGAACUUAAACAUGAAAUUUUCUCUCCAGUCCAUCAGAAUAAUCAAUUAUUAUUAGUAUAUGACUGUAUGCUUAUCAUUCUAUUUAUUCUAAAGCAUGUUUAACAAAAGUUUGAAUCUACCUAGUUCCUUAUUAAUGCUAUCAUUAUCUAAUAAUUUGUCAUCAGUGUUGCUGCUAUUGAACACAGCUUCACAUAAAUUCAAGCCAGUUAUAAUGGUUGCGAACAUCAUUUAUUUAAUGGAUGCCAUGAAGCAAUACAGUGAAGACUUUUAGAUUAUACAUAUACAGCUUCAGAAUUCACUGUGUUUUACUUUAAAACUAAUUAAAUGAGAAUGUGUUGAGACUGAUUGGAUGUGGGUGAUGUGUUUAAUAGCACUGUAACAAAGAGUAUUGUCAUCCGCUUGAUAAAUACCUUAGUCAAUUAUUGAUUGUAAACAAGAAAAUCAAUUAUCAUCCUCACUUUAAGGGAAAUUAUUGCCUAAUUAUAAUUUACGUUAAUUCAAUAAGGCAUAGUAAUAAACACUUCCUGGGAUUAAAGUGACUAACACUUUGGAUUUUAUGCACAAUUGUUGCUUAAUUAACUAAUUAAUUAAGAGGCUAAUAGUCAUGGCUACUUACGCUAACAGCCUCUUAGCAUUAUGGUUUUAUUAUACAGAAUCACAGUUUCGCUGGGACUACAAACAGGGUCAAUAGCAUCUAGGUUUCUACAUCCCAUGGUAUCAAUAUGUUCAUAUUAAUUGUGUCCACAUUUUGGUGAUUACUUAAAUAGUGCAAGCUGCUGACAUGAAUACCAGUCCUGCCCUCAAAAUAGGUAAUUUAAUAUUAAUAUACUUAUUGACAUGUACCUACUAAUAUGCAGUAUAUUAGUAGUAGUGCCUUUUUGGGACCUUGUGCAAUAUUUUGAUUGUUGCCAUAUGCUCAAACAUUGGUUUGAGGAAAAGGACUUUGCAACGUUUAAUAUUAUGUAUAGUUAUUCUUCUGAGAACUCCCAGAAGGAUUGCACUAAGUUGAGCAGAAGAUAAGAUCUUCUAAAGAAAACACACUGUGCUGUAAGAUCUGAUUGAAAACUACAUUUUAUUUUCACGCAUGCUGUGUGAGUCACAGGGUUGUGUCUAGGGCUUUAUUAACAAAGUUAAUAAACUUUGUUAAGAUUUGAGCAAUGAGACUGAAUGAUAUAUACACCAAAACUGCUUAACUUGGCUCUUAUUUUGAUGCUUAGGGUGUCCUUUUAAACACACUGCACAUUGGGGGGAGUUUAUGAAUUAGACCUCUUUUUCAAGAAGUGUUUAGAGAUGCUGUUAGAGAUGCUGUUAGAGAUGCUGUUUGGAGCAAUGUUGCUUCCUGGGGCACCAUUAGUACUUAGAAGUCAUACAUUAAACAAGUGGAGGACCUGCAAAUUCAAACUGAAUUUCUAAUUUUUGGCCACAACAGCCUAAUUUCAAAGAUUAUUCAAGUUAGCAAUGCCUUCAAUUUGCUUGUUGUGGCCUUAAAUGUAAACUCACUUUGGACUUUUCCACAAUUCAUGCUUUAGAUUUGAGGGGAGAGGGAGGGGGUUGGGACAAUUUCUCAUUUAAGGGGUUAUGGAGAAUUUUUAUUGAGAAACAUAAAAAAAUUGCACAUGUUUAAGUACAGAAGUAAAUUCCCUUGGUCGAUUCAUUUUAUUGGGUUGAAAUUUUCUUAUUAAAGUUUAGUUGUUUUUUUGUGCAAUAAAAACUGAGAAUACACUAUACUCACCAAUUAAAUUGUGAAGAUCCUUCCUCACUGCAAUAUGUCAGCAAGAAAUAUUCUAUAUUAAUUUGAUAUUUUGUCAUAAAUAAUCAUAAUAUAAAUUGAGCAAAUAAACCAUAAAAGUAGAAAUCAAUAACGCAUUGGAACUGUAGUCUACCAACAGUUGGAAACCUUGAUCUUAGUCAUCUGAGAGGUCCUUCAAAUGGUUAUUAGAGAAUACAUAUGAACAAAACAUGCACGUUUUGUUUUGUUAACAUGAAAGCUAUGCUCCGAGACAGAACUUCUGAAGUAUAUAUUUAAAUUACAAUGACAUAUUGAUUGGGUUGGCCUUUUGCAUUCUUUUUGUAUUCAGAACGCAAUGUAAUUAGCAACAGAAGCUGAGUUUUUAAAGAUCCCCAUUUUGUUGUAUAGUUCAAUGUGUUUGCAUAAUAACGAAAGCAGUGAGUGAAGUAAAAAAAAACACAUAACAAAAACCAAUGACUUUCAAUUAAUAGCAGAUGAAAUUAUACUUACAAAUUGAGACUGGAAAGUAGUACCCUGUGUUUAUAAUAUUAAUUUAGGAACUGAGUGAUAUAGUGCUACAAAAUACACGUUGUUAACAUCCCUAAAAAGCUGCUAAUUAUGAGUAUAGCAAUACAAAAUGAAAUUAACUUGAUUGUUUUAUUCAUUUAAUACAGAUUAUGUAUUGGAGAUAAAUAAGUGUUGCAUUUCAAAUUGCAGUGUACACUCUGAUGCCCAUCCUUAUUCUUCAGAAGCAAAAGAUAUUAGUUGGAAAUUAUGACAUUUAUAUACAGCUGCCAAUUCUUCAUAGGUUAAGUCAUAAUAAACUGGUUUAAUACAAAGACUAGUAUUGGAAUCAGCCAAGUUAAGCUCUUUGUUGCUAGGCAACUGCAGCUCUGUUCUGUCAAUAGUUCUAUUGCAUAUGAAUACAUUUAGGACUACCCUAUAGUAUACCUAUAGAAUAAACUACCUUCAAUUAUGACCCCAUUACUAACUCUGAGUAUUAAUAUUUAAUACUAUUUAUAUAGCCCUAAAUUGUAUUUCUGGCUCUGAAUAUUACUGAGAAUUUACAAUAAGGACCUCACUCUUGUACAAAAUUAAUAAUUAAUUCUUCUUUUAUUAAUUCAUAUAUUUUGCGUCAUUAUUUCAUAAAGCUCUGAAAAAUGUGAUUCCAAAAAGUUUAAUAACUGAUUAAAUCCACGUCAGACACUAGACGGAUGUUCUAUUGAGCACUGAGUGACCUAGGACUCACCAUUUCUUUUUAUUUUCCUUUUUAAUCCUCCAUUGUUCUGUGAGUUUUCUUCAUUUGCCUGGUAAGGAAGGUGACGGAUGUACAUACUACAAUCAACACAUAUUGUAUGCUCGGUGACAAGUACAUACUGUACAAGGCAAUUAAACCUACUUAACAUUUUCCUAGUUAUUUAUGCAUACAGUGGGACCUGCGUGUCCAUUCUUGCAGAAGUGAGAGACCUGCGAGUCGUAUACUGUCUAUUGUUCAUUUUGAAAAAAAAUCGAAAAUUAUUUCAAUAAAAAUAAAUUUACAAAAACAAAAACCCCCAUCGGAUCUUACUACUGCAAACCUGCAAUCAUUUUGCACUUUUCAAGAGAUAAUUGAUUAUUUUAAUUAUCGAUUUCUAACAACAUAAAAAUGGUAAUUCCUUUAGUUUUAUUUUAUUACAACUGAUAUAUGGUUUUGCUGUAAUUCUUUAUUCAUAUGGUAUCAACAUACAACACUGUUUAUGUACCAGCAAACUGCAAAGCACAUAUGUCAAUUUUUAGAAACAAGAAUAGUUAUUUAUACCUCAAAACCGUUACACAAAAACAAAACAUGAAAGAGAGAGAAAGUAAAGAAAGAAAAUCAGAAAUGUAUUAAAGGGAUAAUGGGAAUGUCGGGGUGAGUUUAAGAACAAGGUAGUAUUAUAUCCUUUGAGAAAUUUAAGUCUGGAAGGAGAAUAUCCUGCCUGAGUAUCCUGAUAUGGGGCUCAAACCUUUCUAAACCACCUAUGAAAGUUGUGAACUCUAGUUAUUAUUAUCUGUAAUCUUGGUGAAUACCCUAGAUAUUGGAGAUUUUCAGUUAACAUUUCAUAUUAAUGCUAAGAUUCUACGAAGCAAUAAAAUUAUUUUUGCAAUGAGUAUAUUUUCUUUUUUAGGAUCGCUCUUUAGGUUUGCCCAAUUCAGGAAAUUGUUAUUAUAGAAGGCUCCCAGUCCUUUUCCAGUAAGGCUGUAUGUCUGGGCAGACAACAUGAGGAUAUAUUUGCCACAUUGCCCCGGGUUUGUACCACCACUAUAGAUUUAUAGUCAUCCUACCCAUGUUGACCUUUCUCACUGAGAUGGUAUAAAAUGAUACUGUAUACAUCUUUUUAAUAGCUACAAAGUAUUUUAUUUAAAGGAUCACUGUAGCAUAAGGAAUACAUAUCUGUACUACUAACACUACAGUCCUGGUGUCCUUUAUCAUUUUCCCUCCUCUCAUCUGUGCAAAAAAAACAAAACCCCAAAUCCUCCAGGAUAACGGUUGUAUCCAAUGCUUCGCAUAGAAGAGCAUUACGGAAUGUAAGCACGUGCGCGGCAUUCGCUGUGAUGUGUUUACUGUUCCUCCAUAGCGAAUCAUUGAAUUCCAUGAUUUUCUACGGCCAACAUGAUGAAGUUGUUAAAGUGCCUAGAGUGCCCCUUUAAAUUGCCUUAUGUGUUGUUGAAAGGAAAAAUCUCAUGGUAAAGAGUCAGAUAAUGCCAAAAAUGUAAUGUCGCAGUAGACAUAACAGAAGAUUAUGCAUGAGCACAUGCUUUGUGAUUUUAUAUCCUUUUAUUAUUAUUACUGUCACUUAUAUAGCGCCAACAGAUUUCACAGCGCUUUACAAUAUUAUGAGAGGGAGGAUUUAACUAUAAAUAGGACAAUUACAAGAAAACUUACAGGAACGAUAGGUUGAAGAGGACCCUGCUCAAACGAGCUUACAAUCUAUAGGAGGUGGGGUAUAAAACGGUAUGAAGAAUGUCUGUAGACUCAAUUGUUAGAUAAAAAAAGUCAAUAUCAUCAUUAUUAUUAUUAUUAUUGCCAUUUAUAUAGCGCCAACAGAUUCCGUAACGCUUUACAACAUUAUGAGAGGGGGAUUUAACUAUAAAUAGGACAAUUACUAGAAAACUUACAGGAACGAUAGGUUAAAGAGGGACCCUGCUCAAACGAGCCUACAGUCUAUAGGUCCUAUGCAUUGUAAGUAUGUGCAAACAUUACAAUACACGCAUACAGAUUAAUUCCAGCAAUUCAAUAUGACCAAAACCACAUAGAGACUUAACAGACAUCUUCAAAACAGGUACGAACCCUAACAGGCUUGCAAUAAUUGGCCUGGCAAAAUUAGUACAGAACCUGUCAAAAAAAUAUAAUUUUCAGAGUAUGGACUUAAACAGAAGAAUAAUGCAUAACAAAAGAAAGAACAAAUUAACAGAAUGACAAGAUCCAUGUUUCAAGGACUUAAAAUAAUAAUAUAUAUAAUCAAUUAAUAAUAAUAAAAAAUAUGCGAACAUCAUGCUAUUUAACCUGAGAAGAUGUUUUUAGUUUUUUCCUAGUUUUUUUUAAUACAUCCUGAAAUCUAGAUGUCAUUGUUACUCAACUUAAUGCCAUUACUUUUAUCAAUUUAGGAAAUUGAUACCAACCUUGUGACUCAAGGAUACUGCAGCAAGUGCCAUAUCCAGUCCACUAAGCUAUCACAAUGGCAUAAGAACCAAUGCAUUCAGUUCAUUUUAAGACACUGAGUUAUAGACAUCUGUAAUAUCUGUGCAGAAACUGACAAUAUUCUCUUGAUCAGUGGACCAUGCAAAGAGUUUGAUUACACCCCGGAAAGUAAUAGACAUCCCUAUUACUGUUAGCGCUGCUCCGUGAAAGACUCUAAAGUAUGUUCUCUAGAAAACUGUUUGAUUGGUAAGACUAAAGCAAGAGGAGGGGGAUUUAAAUUGACUAGACAAAGUAAAACUGAAUAAAACUAAAAGUCCACAGGCUUACCACUGAUGUAUCGAAGUGGGACCAUCACUUCUCAGAAAAUAAAAGACAAAAGAAGAAAAAGGAUACCAGAAAGUGUGUGUGUGGGGGGGGGUUAGGGUGGACAAAAUAAGAGAAGAGAGAGAGAGGGCAAAGGUUGAUUUUUAUAACAAUGAUUGAAAGGGAGCUAAAAUGGAGGAAAUCAAUUCCAGAAUAUUUAAGUAUAAGAUUUAAAUAAACAUAGUUACAUAAUUACAUAGUCUGAAAAGAGAAAUGUGUCCAUCAAGUUCAGCCUUCACAUCGGUUGAUCCAAAAAAAGGCAAAAAAAAACACUUUGAAGUACUUCCAAUUUUGCAACAAACUAUGUAAAUAAUUCUUUCUUGAUCCCAGAAUGGCAGUCAGAUUUAUCCUUGAAUCAAGAAAUUAAGAAUGAUAUCCUUGAAUAUUAUGUUUUUGCAAGUAUGCAUCUUGUUGCUGUUUAAACAUCUGUACAGACUCUAAUAAAACCACUUCUUCAGGCAGAGAAUUCCACAUUCUUAUUGUUCUUACGGUAAAAUAAAAACUCUCCUUUGCCUUAGACUCACUCUCCUUUAUUACAAUCUAAACAUGCAAUCUCGUGUCCUAUGUAAAGUCCUUAAAAACAAUAAGGUGAACAGCACUCAAUAUAUAGAUUAUGCACGAAAUCCGAAGAUGUUUAUCUUAAAAUAAAAAUGACACAAUAAUAGUGCAAUAUAUAAUAACAAUUUUAUUUCUACGGUGCCAAAUGAAGACUCACACUUUGUAGAGUUAUAUAAGCUUUAUUUCCUGAGCCUGGACGGAAUAAUCCCCGUCUAUGGAUUUCUAUGGAUAUCAGCACUGCUUGGCUCUCAAGUGGACAUAGGUCAUCAUAUAUAAAGAGAAGAAAAUAAACCCAAUGGUAUAGUAUGUAGGUAAACAAUAAAUGGAAAAAGGAUAAACCUACUUACAUCAACUAGAGCAAUGACCUGCUCUGGUGUGUAGAAUUUUAGGUGGAACAAUCCCCACCUAGGGAUACACGUGGACCCGGAAUAGCAUCAAAGAAAACUGGAGGUGAGGUGAGUAUAAAAAUGAAUGGGUAUAUAUAUUGAAUAAAAAUGUACUUUAUUGUAAAUAAACACAGAGUUAAAAAUGAAGUGAUACAUAAGAGCUAGGUAAAAAAACAGUCCUAUAGUAUAAUCCUCACCCAUCCUCAUUUGACGCAUUUCGCCGAAGCUUUAUCAAAAGUGAAUGCUUGCAGGUCCGGUCCCUGCUGAUAUCCACAAAGAAAUCCAUAGACAGGGAUUAUUCCAUCUAGGCUCAAGAAAUAAAGCUUAUAUAGCUCUAUAAAAUGUGAGUCUUCAUUUGGCACUAUAAAAAUAUCUGCACUACUUUUAUUAUACAUUGCACUAUUAUUGUGUCCUUUAUAUUAAGAUACACAUCUUCGGAUUUCGAUCUCUCCUUUUAACGUAGGUAAUCUAUAUAUUCAGCGCUGUUCACCUAAUUAUUUUUAUCUACUUUGAUUUGUUUUUCACAAGGUUGAGGGAACUCCUUGUUGGUGAAUUGCAGCUGUUAUCAGAUAGAGAGCACUUAUCUCUGUUCUAUUGUAUCUAUGUAAAGUCAUGUUUGUGAAUAGAUUCCCAGACAUGAUUUGUAUUGGCCCGUGAUAUAUUUGUAUAACGUUAUCAUAUCCCUUCUGAGGCGACAUUUUUCUAAACUAAAGGGGUUUAAGUUUUGUUAACCUUUCUUCAUAGCUAAAAUGUUCCAUUCCUUUUAUUAAUUUUAUAGCCCCUCUGCAAUUUUUCUAGUGCCGUAAUAUUCUUAAAAAUAAUAAUAAUAUUAAAAAUCAUAGGAGGUGGCAGUUUCCUUUUAAUUCUCGUGCUGAUAUUAGGUUUAGCAAGAGCUAAUAGUAUCUGACCCUAACAGUGAGCUUUAAUUGACUAGCACUCUCUGUUCCGCUCUACUGUUCUCUGCUCUGCCCUAGAACUCACUAAAGAUCUCAUGGCUACUCCAUUCUAUCUAGCAAUUAUUUUGUUAACUAGCCAAUUUUCUUGUAUUGGGAUGGGGGCAAGGGGGUGCAUAAAGUUCUCACAUGUACACAUAUAUACAUUUAUAUGUACAUGUGAGAACUUUAAAAAAAAAUGUUUUAUCGUUUUAAAGCUGUUUAAUAUGAAGCAGAUUCUAAAAACAAUUUACCGGUAAAUGCCUUUAAUCAUUCUUGUGUUCAUUACAUUUUAAUACCUUCCUGAUUGAUCUCUAAAUUAAUAAUUGUUCCUACAUUUCAAUAAUACUAUUUCCAGAGCACAGUAGCAUAAAAAAAAAAAGAAUGUUAUAAUGCCAUGAAUGGUUUGCAUCAACUGCGUUCAUAUUGUUUCCCCCAAGUGCUAUGCAAUCUAAUUUUAACUUCAUUCAGCAGACCAGGGGAAAUCAAAAAAACGAAAUACAGGGCUAAUUCAAAACAUAUGGAAUAUACAGAUGACAAAUUACCUACGAGAUAAGAGGCAGAGAGUGGCUGCACAUGCACUUUCCUCGGUGGAAAAAAAAAGGUUGCCGGCGUUGCAGGGUUCAUUGCUCAGGCCGUUCCUCUUCAGUAUCUCUCCUAAUGAUGUUACAGAUGGGGUGAAAGCAAAACAGAUUCUCAGCGUGUACGCAUACUGAUCAAUGUACAGCGUUUUAGCUAGGCCACACUUCACUAAAUGAGACUUCGAAGCAGAACAAUCAAGCCUUUCUAAAAACAGUGAGACUGUCCCAAGUGCGUACAUAAAACAGAAUUCAGUAUCUGAUACUGAGUACUUUUACAACUAGAUGCAUUAAAAGCAAAUUGUUAAACUAAUCCUCUCUGUUCUUGUUGUAUUAAGUUGUGUCGCGUAUAUUAAGUGUAUCAGUUACAGUUGCAUUGUCUGUGUAAUUGAUAUUUAGAUAUUUUGCUCUCAUUGAUACUUUAAGGGGGAGAUACAAAUUCUCGCUAUACUUCAAAGGUCUAUGUUCCCAUGAAAGGAAUCAUUAUUGGUGUAUUUUUGCUCCAUCUGCUACGUUAAGAUUUUGGUCGUAAUCGAUCUUAUGUGGCUUGUAUGAAACUUCUCCCUAACUUCAUUCACCAUAAUUUAAUUGGGGAAAACACAGAAGCGAGACCAGAGUGUAAUAAUGCUUGAUCCCAGAGCCAGAUUUAAUAAAUAUGUUGCUAUAGCAAGCGAGUUGCUAACUUCGCUUAGCAGAGUUAUGAGCUAUUAGGAACCAACAGACAUUGGGGGAUAUUUGUCUAUACAUUCCACCAUUAUUUUCAUUGUACUUAUUACAUGACAUUCGAGUAGUAAAUUCUGACAGUUUUCUGAGGAAUUUCCAUUUCAAAAGACCUCCAACAUUAUAGUGGCAGAAAAAUUCCACUACUUUUCUUUCUUGAAAAGAGGCAGAAAAAAACAUAAAUCUGUUGUGUCAGCAAAAAAAAUUAAAAGAAAUUGCACAUUGAAGAAUCUCAGUUUGGGCACAGUAAUGAAACAGUUAAAAAAAAACACAUAUAAAAAUUAGAUGGAAAAGUGACUGUGAUUUUGUGCUGUCUUUGUUCCAACAUAAUUUAAUGGUUUCUUCUUAAAAUUUACAUGUUUUUUUCUUAAUUUUUGAACUAAAGGAAAAUAACUCAAUAUAGACUAACAUAUCAGUCCUGCUUGUUAAGUGUCUUAUAUGUUUCGGAUCCAAAUACAUUUUUGGUAGUUAACGCUAACGCUAUAUAAACCUCUGCCCCCUCACUCUAUACAAAACCUACACCGCACCAUACACUUCCCCUAACUCUAUCCAUACACCCUUACUCUACAAUAUAGCUUUACCCUAAACCUAAACUUACCCCUAACCCUAUCGUCUGAUAUCAGCAAAGAGAUUUUCCAGCUCACACAUUAGAGAAUGCCUUUGUAAGUGCCAUAUACUAGGUGACUGCAGCAUGAAAGGGAGAGCUCCCUCUUAUGCUGCAGCUCCAGCAUGUUGUCCAUGCCAAUUACAAUGUGAUCAGUGCUAAGGCCCAGUGUCAAUCACAAUGGGUAGGGGGCAUGCAGGGAGAUCCUUUCAAGCUUUUUGUGGACCUUGGGGUCUCACUCUCUCAGUGGGCAGGCUCAUCAAUGCAGCAACUGAUGCUGUCCUAAUGGUGUUAUACCCAAUAUUGUUAAUGCAGGGAUCCAAAAAAACAACUGCUAUAGGUUUUUAUAUUUUUUAAAAUAAAGAAUAAUGUAAUUUAGCCUUUGUCUGCAUUUUUUGUAAAACAUAUGUAUUAAUAAAUGACUAAUUUCACUCAUUAUCCCAGCUUAUGAGUGCUCUAACAGGGCAUCCAUCUAUAAGUCCUUAUUAGUGGAGAAAUCCUCUUAUCCAACCAAAAUUGUGCUGGUAAUCAAGAGCUAGUAUGCAUUUACGUAUAUUGCAAUUAUGAAUAAGUGAAAAGCAACUUAAAAAGGUACUCUGGGACAGAUGCCAACCUUCAAAUUGCGUGUAGUCUUUGCAGAGGAUUGGUGCUUCUCACUAAACAAGACUAAAAACAACUGCUCCCAAAGUGAAAGGGUAAGCCAGGAGAGGCACUGAAACAUUUUUAUGCAUUAAUUUCAAAACCCCAUAGGAAAGCAUAAAUUCAAUGCUUUCCUUUGGGGAAGGCCUAAUGCUUGCAGGGCAGCCAUCCCACAUGCUUAUUAGGUUCCCCUUCGCUACGAUGUUGGAGGAGGAGACGGAAUCAUGUAAGUCUUUAAAGGUUUUAAACCCUUUGAUUGCUGUCGGGGCAGAGAGAAACUGUAUUGUUAGAAAUACAGCUUUAUACAGUACAGUCCUUGCCCUCGCCAAACAGUCAUACUUUUCCUCUCAUUAGUUCAUGCUCCCACAAUCCCAGGCGUCUCUUUGACACCUUUAACUCUCUUCUUCGCCCUGCUGUGGCAACCCCCGAACUAAAAUAAAUCUAGUGUUGUGAGAGCACUCUAAAAUAUAACUUUUAUUAAUAAACAUUAAAACGUCCCAUAGAAGGGUAUAUAAAGCUGUAGUCUAAAUAUUUAAUAGAAAGAUAGAUUUAUAUAUAAGGUAGAAGAAAAUUUUUAAAAAAAUCUAAGUAUCUCUCUGAGUAGGUGGGAUACAGAAGGUGGCAAAGGUUAGUAGUACAUAUUGAGGAAAGGUAGGUACAGAUAUUUCUUGGUUAAGAUAGUUGAUAGUCAAGAAUCAAAUAUACCACUAUGCGCUGCAGGAAUAACUGUUGCAACUGUAUAUCACAUAGCUCUAUAAGAAAACUUAUAGUAAUAUGUCCAGCGAGGUCAGCGAGUUAGAUAUUUGCCUUAGGGUAAUAGUAGUAUAGGCAAAAGUAGUUAAACUUGCAGACUGAUAUCUGUGCAUAUAUAAGUGGGAUUAACAGUGAGGGUGCAUGCACCGGUUGAUCCUUAGUCUUGUUAAAUAUAGAUUUCCAAUUCCUAUAUACUUUGCAAACGGCACAUGUUCCUUCCAUGUUUCAAAUUCAAAAUUUUAAAAAAAUAUGUACAAAUUGUAGAAAUACCAACGUUCCCAACUACAUCUAGUUCUUAGAGAGAUCAAAUAUGAGAGUAAGUACACAAACCAGCUAAAUAGUAGUCCUAAUGGAGCCCCAGGAGGGGGGAGUAGUAAGGUUAGAUUUAAAUCGUAAGUGAAAAAGACACUCACUAGGAAAGCUCCAGUGUAUGCACUUGACGCGCGUUUCGCCCGGCAGCCGUCAUCAGGAGUGCUAACCUUACAGCCGAUAGCUUUGCAUGUUACUUUACCGAUGAGAUUGAACAGCUAAGGAAAGAAUUCUCACCACCUUACCAUUCUCUUUCUCAACCACAUGUAGAUCAUGCCUUUCCUACCCUUCAGACUUUCUCCCUGGCCCUCUGAACAAGAGGUGGCUGUGCUUCUCCUUUCCUCUCCCCCCACCACUUACCCAUUCGAUCCUGUCCCGUGUCAACAAAACAAAUCUCUCUCCCCCUGUCUUGUGCCUUCCUUAACACACAUCUUCAACUGCUCUCUCUAUUCUGGCAUUGCCCCUGCUGACCUUAAACAUGUCACUGUAAUACCUAUCCUGAAAAAAACAUCUCUUGACCCGUCCUCCCCCUCUAACUAUCAUCCCAUAUCCCUGCUCCCUUUUAUCUCAAAGCUUCUGGAAAGACUUGUCUUUACCCAUAUGUCACAUUUCCUCAAUUCCAACUCUCUCCUUGACCCUCUUCAAUCUGGCUUCCGCCCUCUCCAAUCUACUGAGACUGCUCUUAUCAAGAUUACUAAUGACCUAAUCGCAGCUAAAUCCAAAGGCCACUACUUCUUCUUGACCUCUCUGCUGCCUGUGACACCGUUGAUCAUGCUCUCCUUCUUCAAACUCUUUAAUUACUCAGUCUCUGUGACUCUGUCCUCUCAUGGUUUUCCUCUUAUCUCUUCCAAUGCUCAUUCAGUGUCUCCUUUUCUAAUGAUCCCUCCUCCCCUUGUCGUGUCUCAGUUGGUGUCCCCGAAGGCUCUGUCCUUGGUCCCCUUCUCUUUUCUCUUUAUACUGCCUCUCUUGGCAAACUUGUUACCUCAUUUGGAUUCCACUACCACCUGUAUGCUGAUGACACCCAGAUAUAUCUCACCUCCCCAGACCUCUCCCCUGCCAUCCUGCAACGUGUCACUGCUUGCCUUUCUUCCAUCUCUGACUGGAUGUCCUCCCGCUUUCUGAAACUCAAUCUCUCUAAACUGAGAUGCUUGUCUUUCCUCCUCCUAAUACCGAUCCAACUCUUUCACUCCCCCUUCAAGUUAGAGUUAUCCACAUAAGUCCAUCCUUGCAAGCGCGCUGUGACUCCGGCUUCACCUUUAAGCCUCACAUCCAGUAUGUUGCAAAAUCCUGUAGAUGCUAUCUUAAAAACAUAGCCCGCAUCUGCCCCUUUCUUACACAAGAUGCUGCCAAGGAGCUUAUCCAUGCUUUAGUAAUUUCCUGCAUGGAUUAUUGUAACCCUCUCCUAAUUAGUCUUCCCAAAAGCUGUAUUGCCCUGCUACAGUCUGUAAUGAAUGCUGCCGCCAGACUGAUUUUCCUCUCUAGUCGGUCCUCUCACACCUCACCCCUCUGUCAGUCCUUACAUUGGCUUCCUGUAUCCUAUAGGAGUCAAUUCAAAGUGCUUACCCAUACCUAUAAAGCACAGAACAAUUCUAGCCCCUCUUAUAUCUCUUCACAGAUCCAUAGGUAUGCCCCUUAGUGGUCUCUCCGCUCUGCCCGUGACCUUCUCCUGUCCGCUGCUCGCACCUGUAUGGCCAACUCACACUUGCAGGACUUCUCGCAGGUGGCUCCCUUCCUAUGGAAUAGCCUGCCUACCGCCAUCAGACUCUCUGCUAGUCUUCAAUUGUUUAAGAAGUGCCUUAAAACCCAUCUCUUUAGGAGUAACCUCUACCUCACAUACUUGUCUCUUGCUCUCUCCAAAAGGGCAGCACUUUACUCUCUCCUGCAACUCAGCUUCACUCCCACCUUAUUUGAUUUCCUGUCCUAAUGUGUUUUAUACCCAACCUCCUAUAGACUGUAAGCUCGUUUCAGCAGGGUCCUCUUCAACCUAUCGUUACUGUAAGUUUUCUUGUAAUUUUUUGUUAAAUCCCCCUCUCAUAAUAUUGUAAAGUGCUAUGGCAUCUCUUGGCACUAUAUAAAUGGCAAUAAUAAUAAUAAUAAGAAGAAGAAGAAUAAUAUAUAUAUUAAUAUUUAUUGAUACCACUUAAAGCAAAGUAAAAUUACAAGUGGUAAGUACAUUACACUCAUUAUUGGUGUAAUAAAAAUAUGCAAAAUGAGCACAAUAUAAUAAGACAGAGCAUAAUAAACAAACAAUCCAACAGCAUGAACACUGAAGAUAAAUCCCACGGGGUCAAAAUGCCAAAGUCCUAUUUCAAAGUCUGGUAACUUUUCACUGAAAUGAGGUACAAAGUUACAAUGAUCUUUAAGUAAUCCACACAAGUUCUCAGAUAUCUAUCAAUGCAGCCUGCAAUAAUAGUCUAUAGACUGUUAUAAAGGUCAAGUGCUCCUACUUCCACCAAAGCCUCACCAAUAACAUCAAUUGUAACAUAACCACAUUGAUAAACAAUUUAUAUAUGUGCACGUAAUUCAUAACUCUAGGAAACUUUAGCAAGAUGUGGUGAUACAUUGUAGCCAUUUGGUGCUUUAAAAAGCCCAAACAAAGGGGCAUGGUUAAUACCUCAACUAGAGAGACACAACAAUCCUAAAUAGAUAGUAACUAAAAAACAUAUUCGUGUCCUAAUAAAAACUAAACCAAAUCGUGAUGAUCAUAUAUGAAGAUAAAUCAUCAUAAAAAAUAUAUAUAAAGGACCAGGCUGACAAUCAUUAGAACAAUCAAAACACAAUACACAUUAUACAGUAAAUAUUAGUACAAAUAUCAAUCAUUACAAAGCAUUACAUUUGAUUAAGAAUUAAUACAUUGAUAUUAGUGUUAAGACUCUGAUAAUACAAAACUUAUCUUCAUAAGAUGGUAACAACUACACACAAUAGGAGACAAAAAUCGAUCUCAUCAUUUAAACGGAUUAAUAGUUCCCAGCUUCAAUAUCCAGUUGGGCACAAACCUGGUAAAAACUUUAGUGCAAUAAUUUUGUUAAAUGAAAACUAGAGAUUGAGUGAACUAUAGUUCCUCUUUAUAAUGGUGCAUUUUCUGGAAACAUCCAAAUUUGGGGAUUGUAGAAAGUCUAAUGGAGCUCACAAGCAGAUCAUGCCACAUUGCACAAACGGCACAUAGAAUGUCUUGAAGACAGAAAUAGAAUUAAAUAAUAAGAGAAGAGGUGGUACAUCAGUGAAUGAAGAAAUUUUGGAUAUAUCUGUAAAAAGGAAUGGAAUACUUGCUUUAGACAGGACUCUGUUUACUAGUGGGAUUGGUUCGUUCCUUUCCUGCAUUCAGUAAUGGCGAUGCAGUAAGUUUUCAAAUUUCAACCAUUAAGUUAUAACAUUACCCAGAUUUAAUAUCAAAUGGUGCACUAAUGGCUGUAGGAACUGGUCACAUGGAAUGAAAAUUGUUUCAAGUAGAUGUUGCAUGUUGCAGUUAAUUCAGCAGAUUAUUUUGGUAGAAAAUGUACGAAACCAUACUUAUCUAAUGAUGUGGACAAAUAGCUUCCUAUCCCAUUAACGAUAAUCGGCAAAUAUUUACAGAAUUAUGACUUUGCGCAUAAACAGUUAAACUCACCAGUAAACCAGAGCAAGAAUCCAGGGAAUUCUAAACACUGGAGAUAGAAUUGUACCAACUCAUUGUUGUACCCUUUACUUUCCCUUUUAAAUCUCAGCUCCCUAUGAAAUUUGCCAAGUUAUAUGUUAGUUUAAUUUUUUGAACUAUUUAUUUGACUUUUUUUGUAACCAUACUGAGGCAAUAUUUUGCAAAAGCAGCAAUUCUAAAUGUACUGCCAUUUCUGUAAAGUCAAAAUGUAGACAAUAAUAAUUUGCAAAAUCCAGCUGGCAUACAAAUGCUCUGAGCCAGAAGUAGAACUCAAUCUUAGUAACUAGAAGCCUAUAAUAAGUGGCAUACUUUUCAACCACCCACAUAGAUCACUGGAACUCUAAAUACUGUAUUUAAACUCACAUUUUCAGUAAAGACUACAGCAAAAUCACAAGUGGAUAACACAUUGCAAAUAAGGUUGUCAACUUAAGAAAAAUAAAACAGUCACAAACACAAUUAAAGGGCUUAGUUAUACGCUUUAAUCAUAACAAUUCAGUUUUUUAAAGCUGACAUUUUCCAUAAUUAUCAGAUUCAUUAUGAACAUGCACACAAAUAUAACAGUACUUAAAGGGACACUCCAGGCACCCAGACCACUUCUGCUCAUUGGAGUGGUCUGGGUGCCAACUCCUAUUACCCUUAGCCCUGCAAGUGUAUUUAUUGCAGUUUUCAUAAACUGCAAUAUUUACCUUGCAGGGUUAACUCCUCGUCUAGUGUCUGCCUCCUAGACAGCCACUAGAGGGCACUUCCGUGUUUAUAGCACACAUUCCGGCUGUCGCGCAUGCGCAAUAGUACUCCCCCGCCGGAUGACGUCGGCGGGGGAGGAGCAUGGGCGGACCCUGAGCCAGCACCGAGGGACAUCGGCGCUGGAUACAGGUAAGUCACUGAAGGGGUUUUAACCCCUUCAGCAACUUGGGAUUGGGGGUGGGAGGGAGAGGGAACUUGCAGUGCCAGGAAAAUGGUUUGUUUUUCUGGCACUGGAGAGUCUCUUUAAAGAAGACAGAGAGAGAGCUACCAAGGCUCAACAUUGGGUCUUUUCUCCUCCUCUACUGUAAAUUGGACAAAAUAAGAAAUUACUGUGCAAUAUACAAAAUCUGGUGCUUUGUUAAUUCCAUUGUAGACAGUAUGUCUGUUUUACAGUCUAAUGCCGCGUUUUCUAGAUACUAAAACAGCAAAACAACUUACAGUGAGUGCAGUGUGUUUUAGUGUAUUGUACAGUUCCUCACAUUUAGCUGUGUAUGGUUUCUGUAUGGUGAGCAAAAUGGUUUUAAACGUGUAAAAAAAAUGUAUUGAUGCUCUACCAUUACAGACAUUUCAUUUUAUUCUUCAUACUAAUUAACCCCAAGGACGGAGGCUUUUGUACAAGUUCUGAACCAAAUAUUUCAGCUAUAUUUCUGUUCAACCAUAAUUUAACUCUUUCAUAUUAAGAGCACCCACUUAUAUAUAAUUUUGUUCACAAGAAAUAAGGCUUUCAUUUCACAUCAAAUACUUAUAUAUAUAUAUGACACAUAACCUAAUUUGGAUAAAAUCUAAAAAAGUGUGCGAAAUUAAAACAUUUUAUUUUCAAGUUCUGCAUGGCGUUUUAAUUAUCAAUUAAAAUGAAAAUCCAGCGCACUCCCUUAUCCACUAAACAGCAACUUUGGUGCUGACAGAUUUUGUUCUAAUCUAGGCAAAAAAUUAUGGGGGUUUAGUUACAUUAUCUGAUCACAAACCCUGGCCAAAUUUAGUGUUCAGAUUUGUUUUUUGCAUUUUUCACACCACCAUUUUUCACACACGAAUACAACAGUACGUUCCACUGUGCAGGUUUUAUGGGGUUUUGGAAAGUUACAGGGUCAAAUAUAGGGCUUACUAAUGAAAUUCUCUGGGAUUUCUGCAAUGGGUUCCUCGGUUGUCAAUCAGGUCUCAAAUAUAUAAUUAUUAUUAAUAUUAAUAAAUGUCGGUAAAGGGUUAAAAUGUAAUUGAACUUAUUUGUUUCGUUAUGCAUGUAAUUUUUUAUUAAAAUAAUACAAAAUAUAAGACAUGAAGAGCUACAUUUGCUGUGUUGAUAACAAGCUAUAGUGACGGAACUACCAUGGUCUCAAUGGUGGCUAUCUUGAGAGGACCCUGCAGUUCCACCUGUGAAGGAGGGGGUCAUGGCCAGGCAAAAUCAUUAUUUAGCAUAUUUACGAUUCAGCAAUAUACAAAAUAACAAUUACAUUUAUGACAAGUGUGUCUCAUGGUGAGGAGGGAAGGUGGCAGAGUUAUUAUUGCGGAGUGUUAGUUUGGGCUGCUCUCUUGCCCAGUUUCCUCAUGAAGUCAUGGACCUGGUGCAGAAGCAGCACACUUUAAAUAGAAAUGUACAGUGCUUUGCUUCCCAACCGAGACUCACUGAGGAGGCCUGGCAAGGAAGCAGCAUGUGUUUUAACUUAUGGUAUAGGGCAUGCCCACCUUGCAGACUGUGUCUUGUCCCCCCAUAGCUCUCUGUAACUACCAUGAUUUUCCUGAAAAUCAUUCUAUUUGUAAUGAAUGCAGAUUAAACCUCAACACUUACUAUCCUUUCAUUCUAAACCACAUCUAACUCUAAAUCCCCCAUCUCUAACUCUUCUAAACCUUAUCAUAAACUAUCCCUGAAUUGUCGACCGAAGAACUCUUCAUUGCUAAAACUUUUCAAUUAUUUAGAAUUUUUCUUUCCCCCAUGAUUUUUUUCUUAAACUUUUUUUAUUGUUAAUACAAUUGUUUUGGGUUAUGUCCCUGUGCUUCUUCACCAUGAUAUCCUUUAGUCCUUGUCCUUUUAAUUAGUGCUAAAUUUGAAUCUAAUAAUACAUUAUCUAUGGUCGUGGCGAUUUACUAAAAUACUGAAAACGUUGGAAAAAUAAAAAACAAAACAAAAAUAAGGAUUGUCAAAAAAAUAAAUAAAAAAUAAUACAUUAUAUCACCAAUUUACAGAACCAUGUCUAUAUUUACGAAUUUUGUAGCAUUGUCCAUCAAAUUAAAUCUCCUGUCUGUGAAGUCAGCUUACUAAUUAUCAUGAAACACCAAGCAUUGUACUGUUUUGCCCUUAGUAAGAAGAGACUCUAAGAUAAUAGGAUGUAACAGUUGAUGUGGUCUUCAUAGUGUAUUUUUGCACAGGCUAUAUUUAUUGCAUCCCUGACUGUCUCCUCUGUCAAGAAAGUAGAGCAUUAUUCAUACUCAGUGCAUACAUUAAUGCUACAUAUAUAUCCAAGGGGAAUGUUUUAAAAGAAUGUCCUUAGACAUUAUUUGUAUUAACGUUUUCCUCAGAAAAACACAAAUUCACAGCUAGUAACAAUAAUUACAUGUCAGAGGGUAUGUGCAAGAAAUAUACAGAUACAUUUUAACCAUACAGAAUGCUCAACACUGAUUAUGCACUGAAUAGGUUUUGUGUUACAUUUGUUUGCGAACUGUAGUAGGUAUGGUACCAGAAGUGCUCUGGCACUCCCCUAUUGUAAGUAGGCAAACCAUUUUAGAAUGGUUUGAAUUGUUAGCUGUGGCCCCCAUGGUGCCAUCUAUGCUUCCACUACUUAUAGAGAUCCAAAACCUCCUGUUGCUUCAGAACUUAUGCCCAGCAGUUCAAGGGUAGCUCUUUGGAUGAAAGGGUCAGCUGAUUGCUCUCAGCCAGUGAACUAAGCCCUGCACUGCUCAGCUCAGCUCGAACAUAGAGCAUCUGGCUCCUUGAAGGAUGUAAUGGAGGCAGGGAGUAGUGCCCACGGACCUAAGGUAAAAGUCAAAUAUUUUCUAAAACAGUUUGACUUACACGACUGAGUGCAAGGGUAAUCUUGGCAUGAUAACCCCUAUAGCGAUUUCUGCAAUGUUCCUUAAAUAUUAUACAUAAACCCUCACUGACCUUCAAACUACUCCAGUGCAAUUCCAUCAAGCUGAUUCUUCAUAAUUUAUUAGCAUUGUGACCUGCAAACUGUCAUCCUCUCCCUAUUUGACUCACUCUGUACAGUGCUCAUGCAGUCUGCAGCAUAAGUUGGGAAGGGAAUCCAGACAUAUUUGCCAUUUAAUAGAAAUACUAAAUGGCAUUUGCCACUUUCGACAGCUCUGCCUCUGUACACGAUAUCGAUGCAAAGAGAAAAGGCCUUUAGUAACUCUUGGCUUACAUUGGCUGGGAAGUUGCUGAGUAGGUGUCUGUGGAUGGUUGCUGCCUGGCGCAGGCCUUCCUGUCCUCUCCUGGCACCCUCUUGAUUCUCGGUCAGGCUAGCUUCCACCCGCUCCUGUAGAAGAGUCCAGAAGCGACUAAAAAUGUAAUCCAGUCACAGGAUGUGACUGUGUGCUCUGUGGAUUAGGCCAGACUCCAAUAUGCUCAUAGGAUGGGGAUCCACCAAUUAAGAUAGUCAAGGUUCUGCUCGGUAGCAGCAAGUGACAAGAAGUAGGUGCAGUUAAAGCAGGCAGAAACUGUCCAGAAGGGACUGGGUUAUCCUCCACCAGUACAAAGGGGGGAGGAGUUUGGUGGGCCACAGCAUGAGCCAAUGAGCAAGAAGAGAGGCUGCCUCUCCCAAAGUCUGUCUCUAGCAGUCCACAACCAACGUGUCGGGAACCAGUGGUUGUGCAACUCAGGUAAAGUCUCAAAAGAGUUGCCUGUGCACCCCUGACAUGGGAACUAUACCUUGGUAAGUUUUUGAGCUGUGUGGCUGAAAUCAUUUUCAAGAUUAUCUAAAUAGACGGGAGCUCAUGCUUCACACGUCUAAGCUGCUCUAAGGAAAGGCUCCGCCCCCCUACCUGACAUUUUUAAUUCUAAUUUGCACAUGUACUUUGUUGAAAGAUUUACAUUCAUGUUAUUUUUUCUAAGCCUGACCUAUGGACUACAAAGCCAGGUACAACACAUAAUCUCUUGUACUUUGUAUCCCAAUACUUUUCAAAAAUUUAAAGCGUAAAGUAUAGUAAAGUAACUUCAUUUAAAUUCUUUAGGAAUCCCUAAACAGAAAUAUAUAUAUACAAAUGUGUGAUUUUUCGACACCAUUUCAUUCGCCAGCAGUGAAUGCCUUGUUUCAAAUAAAUGGGUUUGUUUUUUAUCUUUGCAAAAUAACAGUAAAGGGGUUAACAAGCAUGCAUUAUCAAUGUGUAACAAUUGUGAGCAUGUUUGUUUAUUAUAAUGAAAAAAAUGUAUAUAUAUUUCUUGUUGAUAUUCAUUAUAUCAGAUUAAUUACAGCUGCUACUUUAGGCUUGGAAUAUUUAUGUUUUCAAGGAAACUAGAAAUUGAUUAUCUGGUAAACAUAUGGGCUUUUGAGCCAAUCGGAAACAUUUUAUUUUAAUCACAGUUAUUUAAUGUAAACAGGAAUGAAUAAUCUGUAAAUGCUACUUUCAGAAAAAAAGUUUAACAUUUUUGGAAGUAUAAAAUUAUUGUGAGUUAAUGCCAAAGAUUAAAGGAGAUCUGUUACUUACAAAAUAUUUGCACAGUGGAAUCUCUAACAAAACUGCUAUUGGUUGUGCGCUACAUUUUUUAAAAUCAAAAUCUCAGUAGCAUAAUUGUUUUCGUUUCUGUGCCCAGCUGUGCACACUAUACUCUAAAUUUAGUAUAACCCCUGUAAAAAUAUAUGCAUGUACCAUCUUUCCUUGUACAAAUUUGAGUAGACUUGAGGCUUGGUUUAAAUUAAUAUAUAUAUGUGGGGGUAAGUGACUCUAGAUCCCCUGGCUGAAGGCUGAAUUCACUGAAUUCACUUUUCUCACCUGAACUUACCUUUGCCUGCCCUCACUGGCCACCGGACCCUCAGCAGCAAUGUCACCAUUGGGAGUGAGGGGUGUUUGCAAAUUAUGCAAAGUGUCUAUAUUGUGACAGUGCCGGUUUAAGUAAUAAUAAUUAGUAGAUAAACUAAGAAAGAGUUUACAUGUUUGAAGAAAUCAUUUUCCAUAGUUUUGCUGAUGUGAACAGGAAAAAAAUAACUGGUUCUAUUUUAUUAAAUAAAAGUUAUGCCCAAGUAAGAUCUAUUUAAAUAAGAUUCUCAGUAGACUUACGUACGUGGCAGAAUAAUUUUUGUCAAUCCAUAUGAUCUACCUCAUCGUUAUCCAGUUGUGAUUUACCAUCAUUCUAUUGUGUACCAAAACCAGAGAGAUGUCCUGCAAGUGGGGAUUGUAUACCACUGCAUGCUGUUUUACCUAGAGCUGGUUAUAGCUCUGCCAUAUGUGAGUUGACAUCUUAUCUAAGUGUCGUAUGUCCUACCACGUACUACCAUAUUGCACUAUUAGUUUACCUUUUCAUAUUCUGCUAUUAAGCGAAGCUACCAAGAAAGUCCCAUACCUGGACUAGAAUAUCUAUUGCCACCUUUGAGACUGUGCCGUACCAUUUGGUAUUUUUAUUCUUUCAAGUUUUACUGUGGACUCUUUUAUUAUCCUGUGUGUUUUUUAUUGCUCUUAUUGAUUGUAUUGUUCUUAUUAUUAUAUACUAUUGUGUUUGGAGUAUUUUUCUUGGCACUACAUAUAUAUGGUUGUUUGGCAUGUGAGUAUUGUUCUAAUAUGCAGCCACCAGAAUAUAGGUAUGGUCCUCGGGCUAUUAUAGGAAAAUCAAUAUUCUGAGGACCAUUUAUGUUAAUAUCCUGUUGUAAUCUGAGCAGGAAAAAGCAGGGGGUUGUGCUAUUUGGGUGUAUUUCUUUUUCAAUUCUACCAACAAGUAGACACCAAUAUGUUGAAUUAUAAUGUAUUAUUUUUCUUUUUGCGUCUAAGCAGUGCUUCCACUAUGAAAAUUAUUGUCACAUGCCUAACUCAUGGCCAUUCCCCAGUUGGAAAGAAGAAAAAAUAUUCAGCACUUCAUAAACAAAAUUAUAACGUUAGCACUCUAAAUCAAUGAUGCCCUAAUUCCUAAUAUUAGUAACACAAAUAGUAGUCUUUAAAAAUACGUUCCUAGCUGUAUUUCAAUGAGUUAUACUGUUUGAAUUAUAUUCAAUCUCAGGCUGUGGUUUUCUUAGUUACUUUGGGCCAGGAUCCCAUCUAAUAUUGACUAUAAAUUUAUUUUAGUUAAGCCUUUAUUUCCAAGGACUAAAAUGGCCGUCUGCCAGACCAUAUAUUAACAUCUACUAGGUUUUUGGAACAAUUUAAUUUUAUUCUUAGAUUGACCCUUUCAAAAGCAUUUUGCUUUGGAAAGGUCUAGAUAUUCUUUACAAUUUUGCAAGGUUAAUUCUGCAUUAAGAUUGUGACAAUGUAAUAAAGAUAAUAUUUCCCUAGUGAUUCUCCUGAUGGUUAGUAUAAUAAAAUAAUCUUAAGGUUGGUAAUACAAUCAACUGGUAAUUGAAAAUACAUUUACGCAUGCCACAAUGCUUCGGGAAAAACAUGAUUUUUAGUCUUGUUGGAUGUAGAAAUUAUUUCCUUCAUCUACAACUAGGAAUUAAGUGGACAAGUGGACAAUAUCUGCUGUAGUAUUAUGAGUUGCCUAUUAGUUUAUUAGUAAUCUGUGAAAUAAAUUAAACUACUGACAGAUCUCUUUCAAGGUCAGGUUAUUACUGUCGCAGUGAAGCAGUUGAUGAAGAAUUAAUAUAGUAGGUUCUCCUUCCUGGGCUGUUUCAGUGAACAUCUCCAGGUUAAGCAAAGUGUCUUGCAACAUCAGAAGGAACUGUACCCCAAGGAGGUAAAGUGAGUUCCUUCAUUGGUGUGCACUCAAUACUCUCCUAAUCUUGUACAUCUUGAUAGUUUUCAGUGCUGGAGUGUGAGAUCAGUAUUUGUUAAAAUGUCAUUGAAGGUUAUUUCUCAAAGUUUUCUGUUUGUAAAGUGGUCUCAAUUACUAGAAUUGGGGCAAUCACAAUGGGAACCAGUGCAACCAACAGGUACAUUCCAUUGGUGACUCCUUCCCUUUUACAUGUUUGCACUUCUAUCUAGUACAAACAAUUCCAUAAAUAUCCCCCACCGGGAUUGCUGUUUAAAGAAUGAGUGAGUGCACUGGAUAUUAUAUGAUAUGAUAUUUAUAUGCACAUUCCUGGUCCAGCUGGUGUGUUAUAGAACUGCUAAAAUAGGAAAAUGAAUUGGAAAUUAACUAAUUAAGCGUAUAGUGUUUUUAUCGCUCUGCUAUUUACUUGCAGUGUCAGAGUACCAAUUAUUGUGGUAUCAGGCUCUCAUUAGAACAAUAAUCUUGACACUUUUACAAAGUGAUAUUAUAUCAGUAACAACUGUGAAGGGAAACAUGGUUAAUAUUAGAGGAAACUGUUACCACCUGUUAUUUUUGUAUCCGUUCAUUUGUGAAAGAACAGUGCAACACAUUUCAUUUAUAUAAGUCCAACCAAAUCAUUCAAAGUUUGAGAUUUUCCAGUAGGCGAGUGAAAUGGGUAUUUUCUGACCAGGAUCUGUAACCCUCUUUUGGAUGACCAACCUUUUUUUCUUGAAACCUUGUUGAUUCAACCAGUUGGGAGAAAUGAUCAGAUGGACAUAGAUUCUGGAUUUCUUUGGUAAAAACGCAAGGUUCAUCAAGGUGGUCUUUUAAUACAUAUUAAUGAGUGACAUACAUUCAAAAUAAUUCCAAUAUGUUAUUGGUUAGUAAAUUAUCUUUAAGCAAUAAACAGGAUAACGUCCAAAAGUAUGCUCUCUUCCAAAAAAGUGCUUUUAAAGUCUGUAUACAGGGUUAUUCACUUAAUUCCAAAUUUUAGUGAACUAAUUCCUAAUGAUAAAAUCGACAAUUAAAUCACGAAUUUAAAAAAAAAUCUCAUCUCAGCAUUAGUGACCAGUUGACUAUUUUAACCUUAAUUUUGCUAUUUGGAUUUCAUUUGCUAAAAUUUGGUGUUUAAUAAAUAACCCUGUAUAUCCCUGCUGGUUAUGCUCAAAACACAGUCAGCGUUUGGGGUUUAGUAAACAAAUUCUGUUCCCAACAAAAUAUUAAUAAUGUCUUUUGUGAAAAAAGAAAUGAAAAUCUUAUGUCAAGUGAAUAUUUACAUUUUUUUUCAAAAUUAAAUUAGAGUUUUUCUUGCUUUUUAGGGUCUCAUGACUCCUUUAGCUUCUACAUUGACGAGGCUUCUCCAGUGGGACCAGAACAACCAGAAACCGUCCAAAAUUUUGUGUCUGUGUUUGGUACUGUUGCUAAAAAAUUGAUGAGAAAAUGGUUAGCCACUCAGACCAUGAAUUUUACAAGCCAAAUGGAGGCUGGCAUAAGAUAUUUUGAUCUCCGGAUUUCAACAAAGCCUAGAGACCCUGAUAAUGAAUUGUAUUUUGCUCAUGGAUUAUUUAGUGCCAAAGUGAAUGAAGGUCUUAAAGAAAUGAAUGCCUUUCUGUCCAGUCACAGUAAAGAAGUGGUCUUCUUGGACUUCAAUCAUUUUUAUGGGAUGCAAAAAUACCAUCAUGAAAACCUAGUCCAAAUGCUAAAGGACAUCUUUGGGAAUAAAAUGUGCCCAGCUAUUUUUGCCCAGGAAGUUAGCCUCCACUAUCUGUGGGAGAGGAAUUAUCAAAUCUUGGUGUUUUAUCACAGUCCAGUAGCUCUCGAAGUUUCCUUUCUGUGGCCUGGGCAAAUGAUGCCGGCACCCUGGGCAAAUACCACGGACACUGAAAAACUCAUUCAGUUUCUGCAAUCUUCAGUCGCUGAACGGAGAAAGAAAGGAUUGUUUUUUAUCUCUCAGGUGGUACUAACACCAAAGGCUAGUACUGUGGUUAAAGGAGUUACCAGUGGUCUGAGAGAAACCAUCACUGAAAGGUAA
Messenger RNA from Pelobates cultripes (western spadefoot toad), 48206 nucleotides. The record is from the annotation of a GenBank genome assembly. Lineage: Eukaryota; Metazoa; Chordata; Amphibia; Anura; Pelobatidae.